AUGGCGGCGGCGAAGGAGGCGCCGUGGCGGCGGCUGACGGGCCUGUCGUUCGGGAUGUACACGGAGGAGGAGAUACGGUACGCCCCGCGGCUGGGUAGCAAGACUGUUAAGAGAGCUGGAAAGGGACCCCCGAGGGUCAUCUAGGCCAACCCCCUGCGAGGCAGGAUACUUUUUUUUUGCCCAACGUGGGUCUCGAACCUGCGAGCCUGAGAUUGAGAGUCAAGGGUGGUAGAUGCACACGUGCUACGCGUGAUCUGAGCCGAAAAGCGAGGAUUGGAGGGGACCACGAGGGUCAUCUGAUAAUAAAUAAUAAUAAUAAUUUUUUAUUUAUACCUCGCCCUCCCCAGCCAAGAUCUACUCCAAUCCCCCUGCAAUGCAGGAAUCGUGUGCCCAACAACAUGCUCAACUAUGGGGUGCUAGUAGCAUACCUGACUUUUUUUGUGCGGUGCUUUUGGGGACCCCGCUCCCCCUUUGGUUAUUCUAGAUCACUUUGUUUGUGCCACUGCAGAUGUGCCAGCAGAGCUGUUGGUGCAGAUAUAGGCAUUCUUUGAAUGUGUUGUUGUUUAGUCGUUUAGUCGUGUCCGACUCUUCGUGACCCCAUGGACCAGAGCACGCCAGGCACUCCUGUCUUCCACUGUCUCCCACAGUUUGGUCAAACUCAUGCUGGUAGCUUCGAGAACACGGUCCAACCAUCUUGUCCUCUUUUGUCCCCUUCUCCUUGUGCCCUCCAUCUUUCCCAACAUCAGGGUCUUUUCCAGAGAGUCUUCUCUUCUCAUGAGGUGACCAAAGUAUUGGAGCCUCAGCUUCAGGAUCUGUCCUUCCAGUGAGCACUCAGGGCUGAUUUCCUUCAGAAUGGAUUGGUUUGAUCUUCUUGCAGUCCAUGGGGCUCUCAAGAGUCUCCUCCAGCACCAUAAUUCAAAAGCAUAAAUUCUUCGGUGAUCAGCCUUCUUUAUGGUCCAGCUCUCACUUCCACACAUCACUACUGGGAAAACCAUAGCUUUAACUAUACGGACCUUUGUUGGCAAGGUGAUGUCUCCUUUUUAAGAUGCUGUCUAGGUUUGUCAUUACUUUUUUCCCAAGAAGCAGGCGUCUUUUAAUUUCGUGACUGCUGUCACCAUCUUUGAAUGUAGUGCAAGCCAAUUCAGUUGGGGAAAACGUGUACCAUAAUUUGUGUACAAUACUACUCAGCUAUGGGAGAGGUACCUGUUAAAAAAAUUCUCGCCUAUACAGUUGUGCUGCUGUUAACAGCAUAUAUAUAUAUAUACAUACACACACAUACACAAGGAUGUAAAAAUGGGCUGUUAAAAUUCAUAUGUUGCCUUCUUUGAGGCAAUUGAAGAAUAGUUCUGUGCCACAUAUCUAGUUGUGGUCUUCCAAGUGGGAGUGUUCCAGUAAAAAAGGCUAUUGAAUGAACAAUUUUCUCUGUGCAAGCAGAAUUCCACUAGUGCAGUGGGUCUUCUCCUUCCUCUCCUACCCCCUGUACCCUCAAAAUCUGCUCCAGAGAGUUGAGGGACAGCAGUGUGUGAUACAACCCAAAAUCUUUGAUAGCCGUUCUUAUGGGUAAAAAGGUUUGAUACAGGCAACACUAGUACCAUUUGCAAAACCACAAACAUGUAGUGAGUUCUCCUCUCUCCUAACUUCAUAAUUAAAAAAAGUUGUUAUCUCAUGGAGUUCAGGGAAAUGCAAUCCAAAAAUGGCUUUGAUGCUACGUGUCUAACUUUGUUUUUGUGUGUAGGAAUCUGAGUGUAAAAUCUAUAACCAACCCCCUUUUUCUGGAUAAUGCGGGUACUCCGUCACCAAAUGGACUGUACGAUUUGUCUUUGGGGCCAACUGACAACAAAGAAGUGUGUGCUACUUGCACGCAGGACUUCAACAACUGCCCAGGUCAUCUGGGUCACAUAGAACUGCCCCUCACUGUCUACAAUCCUCUCUUUUUUGAUGUAAGUAUAUUCAUGACAUUCCUGAUUUCUCAUAUUCUAGAUUCUAUGGGAUGGGUGGUUGUGCUGCUUCAGUGUUGAAGUUACCGCAGUGUGAAGAAUAAAUGUAUGGUGUGAACACUUCACAUUGGUUAAUUACCGUAUUUUUCGCUCUAUAAGACGCACAUUUUCCCCUCCACAAAUUAAGGGUUGCCUUCACUGAAGCCUCUGGAGCGCGGCGGGAGCUCCCGCUGUGCUCCGGAGGCUUUGCGUUCCUUUCGCUGAAGCCUGGAGAGCAAGACUCUCCUGGCUUCAGCGAAAGGAACCCGAAGCACUCUGGAGGCUUCGGGUUGCCUUCACUGAAGCCUGGAGAGUGAGAGGGGUCGGUGCGCACUGACCCCUCUCGCUCUCCAGGCUUCAAAGCUAACUGCCUCCAGAGCUCCCGCUGAGCUCCUGAGGCUUCGGGUUCCUUUCGCUGAAGAGUAGGUGCCCCUUCAGCUAAGGCGCAGCGCCCCUUCAGCUAAGCGGGAGGAGAAAUGGAAGGGGCUCCGUUUCUUCUGCCGCUUCGCUGAAGGGGCGCUGCGCAGAGAGGGGGAGAAUUUUUUUUUCUUGUUCUCCCCCUCUAAAACAAGGUGCGUCCUAUGGUCGGGUGUGUCCUAUAGAGCGAAAAAUACGGUAUAGUGUUCUACCUUUCCGGGUUUUUGGAAGGAUUUUAACAAGAUUUAAUAUGAAAAGCGCUUUGAAACUUUAAUGAAAUAUUUAGUAGUGUGAUAAUAAACAAACUAUUUUAUCUUCUUCAGAAAUUAUUCCUUUUGAUACGAGGUUCCUGCUUGAGCUGUGGCCACCUGACCUGUCCACGGGCUGUGAUUCAUUUACUGCUUAACCAGCUGAAACUUCUGGAAGUAGGGUUGCUUCAAGCAGCCCAUGAUCUUGAGGCCGUCCUAAGCAGGGUAAGUUUGGCUCCUCUUGGUUUUUGUCUGAGAGCAUUCAGCAUUUUUCUAAUUCAAUCUUUAUUUUAGUUUUUAGAUGACAACGCAGACGCACCAGGUGCAGAUGUGGAAGAAGUGCUGAGUUUGCACACAAAGGAAUUGCUCCAAAAUAACCAAUUCAGAGAACAUGGUGCACACGUAAGACGAAACAGUAUUAUAGACCACUAUUUAUGGUGCUUUGAAUAAGCAAUCUGCUCUUGCUUCCGUGUUUGAGACAAGCUUGCAAUUCCUCUUUAUUAAAGUGCCUGCCGUUUUGAGGUUAUCUUAGAGUAAACACUCUUCUGGACUAGUUCUUGAAAAAUUUGCAGUGGCAGAUUUACUCAAAUUAUGUUAAAUAGGAAAUGAAAUUAAUAAAAGCAUUGCUUUUUUUCUAACUUCCUACAUCACAUAGUAAUGCAACAUAACGGCCGGCUAACAACUGUAGGAGAACAUAUCUUGUUGCUUGUUUAAAGAAAAUUGGCUUUCAGUAGAAGCCAAGUGAAUUUUGGAUUACUGUAUCUCUUCUACAGUGGUGCCUCGGGUUAAGUACUUAAUUCGUUCCGGAGGUCCGUUCUUAACCUGAAACUGUUCUUAACCUGAAGCACCACUUUAGCUAAUGGGGCCUCCUGCUGCCGCCGCGCUGCCAGAGCACGAUUUCUGUUCUAAUCCUGAAGCAAAUUUCUUAACCUGAAGCACUAUUUCUGGGUUAGCGGAGUGUGUAACCUGAAGCGUAUGUAAUACAGGUACCACUGUAUUAACUCAGGUAUGGUUUUUAAAAUCAUUUUCCAUACCAUUAUCUCUUGAAUAACUUUCACACCAUAAGAUCACAACAUAUUAAAGUGAAAUAUAGUUCACCUGAAUUCUUAUGCACGCUUACCUGGCACUUGCAAAGGAUUGCAUUGUUAGUAGGGCAGGUGAACAGACACGGGCUAAAUCACUACAAACCUACAGGUAAGGAUAUACAAAUUUGAUGUUGCAGGGGCUGAGUUGCUUAGCUAACCAUCAGUCAAACUGUAUCCUUGGGUAAAAUGAUGAGGAAGGGGAUAGUGAGCACAAGAGCUACUGUUUUUGUAAUAUCUCUGUAGUCAGAUUGAGAAGAUGUUGACCUCCCAAUCUGGACAGCCAAGAUCAGGCAUGAACUCUGCAAAAAUUAUAUACCUGGGAGACAAAAUGUUGACAACAGGAAAAAAGGCACCUUGGGUCCAUUGACAAACCAGUGCAUCAAAGAGAAUUUAGUAUAUACAAAAUGCACUAUGUAGCUAGUCUUAGUCUACUUAGGUAAUGUCUGAGUAUGUGUCAGUGCAAUUUUUAUCCAUCCUAGUCUUGUAUCACCGUAUAAGACUAGGUUUUUUUAACCAAAAAAUUAGGUUUAAAAUUGGGGCUCGUCUUAUACACGGGUAGUGCUGAGGGGUGUUUUCUUAAUUUUCUUCCAAAAAUAGUCUUAUACAUGGGUAUAAUACGGUAUAGUCUGGGCUCAGCAUUCCAAACAUUAAAAGAGUCUUCUACAUAAAAAUUGUUUGGAACAAUGUACUCGAGUGUAGUGAGUGUGAAAUGUUGAAACUUCUUUUAACCCAAGAACAAAAAUGUUUAGUACAGUGGUACCUCGGGUUACAGACGCUUCAGGUUACAGACGUUUCAGGUUACAGACUCCGCUAAUCCAGAAAUAAUACCUCGGGUUAAGAACUUUGCUUCAGGAUGAGAACAGAAAUCGUGCUCUGGCAGCAGGAGGCCCCAUUAGCUAAAGUGGUGCUUCAGGUUAAGAACAGUUUCAGGUUAAGAACGGACCUCCGGAAUGAAUUAAGUACUUAACCCAAGGUACCACUGUAAUGGGAUGUAUUUUAUGUGUUUUGAAACUUUUAAGUGCAAUGAAAUAAGGAAACUUGUACAGCCAAAUAUACUGUAAUGUGUGAACCAGGUGAUCACAGGUAUGGUCAGUAACCAUUCUGUUACGAUGGUUAGAAUCAUAUUUGCAAUUGCACUAAAUGGCUGGGACCAUGAUGGUCCAAUUCUACGUUACAUUUGCUGGUGUUUGUGGAAGACUGCCACCACCUAUGUGAAUGAUGAAUGUUUGAAUUGAAAGUGAUUAAUAUGUAGGCUGUGGGUAAAUCCUCAGCGCCUAGGACUUGCCGAUCGCAUGGUCGGCGGUUUGAAUCCCCGCGGCAGGGUGAGCUCCCAUCAUUCGGUCCCAGCUCCUGCCCACCUAGCAGUUCGAAAGCACCCUUAGGUGCAAGUAGAUAAAUAGGUACUGCUUUAUAGUGGGAAGGUAAACGGCGUUCCGUGUGCUGCGCUGGUGCUGGCUCGCCAGAGCAGCUUCAUCACGCUGGCCACGUGACCCGGAGUGUCUGCGGACAGCGCUGGCUCCCGGCCUCUUAAGUGAGAUGAGCGCACAACCCUAGAGUCUGUCAAGACUGGCCCGUACGGGCAGGGGGUACCUUUACCUUUAAUAUGUAGGCUACUGGGAGUAGUGCAAGCCAACAGUGAAUUAUGUAGCUGUUAUUUCUUCCCUUUUAGGUAAAAAACGUAUGCGAGUAUAGAAGCAAACUUAUCUCCCAGUUUUGGAAAUCGCACAUGGGUUCAAAGAGAUGUCCAAACUGCAAGUAAGUAUAUCCAUUUGAUCAGAAGCCAAUUAACCUUAUAAGGGCUGUUUCUUUCCCCUCCCCAGCAAUAACUGCUGGAAUUCUGUAUACUGGUUUUAACAAUUGCAAUGUUGUCCUUUUUUACUUUUUCUCCAAGAGCGGGAAGAUCACUUGUCCGAAAAGAGCACAAUAGCAAGCUCACUGUGACUUACCCUACCACAGUAAUCAAGUCAGGCAAACAGAUGGUAGUGGAGGAAGCAGCAAGUACGUAUGUCGUUGCAUUGAAAUGUAUUUUCAGAGAAAGUAUAACUUCUCAUUUACUUUAAAAGCGUUCGAUAAAUUUUGAAACCCAUUGAUCGUAUUAAGUUCUGAGGGUGACCUGAUUGUGUAGCAUAUCUGUGAUAGAAAGUUCAUGCAAAUACUUAUUUUUAUUUACUUGGAGCUGUUCCUUUGAGACUGGCUAUAUCAAAGACCCAAUGGGUGGAUGCAUAGCUAGAAUAUUUAGAAGUUUAGCUUACCAUUUGUGUGUGCAGCUUUCCACUGGGAUUGGCUGUAGCUGACUGCUGCUGGUAUUGAACAAGUGCAGUUUUUAUUAGUUUGUGUUUCAAUUGUAUGAAAUUCUACAAAUAAUUUACGAUGGAAUUUUUAUGGUUUUUUCCCCAAUCCAUAAACUUUAACUCCUUAGCCAUAGAUGAAACCCAGCUGGGAAAACGUGGCUAUAUGACACCUGCUAUUGCCAAAAAACAUGUUGAAGCCUUGUGGAAGAAUGAAGGUAAGUGAUUGGUCCUUAUUUAUAUUUGGGGUGUGUGUUGUGUCUGUCCAUAUUUAUGGAUACAGCAUAUAGAAUAAUUCCUGUUGUGGGUUUGAUUUUUGUUAUGUUUUGAGAAUUCCUUGCUCUUGGCAUCGAGACAUCUCAGAUGGUUGAGAGGUGCUACGUUUGCCUCUUCCAAAUACUGCGAAAGGGUGUAUCCUGUGACAUCAGUAUCUGGUCUUUUCUGUGGGUAGAAAGAACUGAAAAUGUGUCUCACUUCUCAAGUUGAGGAAGUUGUGCUAUAUCUAAAUUAUUUACAGUGUACACCAGGGCUCAGCCCAGAUGUCGUCAUGCCCGGAGUAGAAAGUUCAAGAACUGCUGCUAGUUAACAUGGCACACAGUCCAACAGGAUGCUUUCCUGAGCAGGCGUCAUUAAAAUAGUUGGGAGCUGUGCAAAAGUUGUGUUCCAUGCAGCUUCCGUUUAUUUCAAUCCCAAUGGAUUUUGUCUUGUGUGCUAGAUUUCGGUGUUCCCCAGUCUGCCACCCAUCAUCUUAUUUCAUAGUUGCAUCUGACCCUGUUGCCUUUUGGUUGUGGGUUUUUGCAUGGCACUAGAAGAUGUUAUAAAGGUAAAGGUAAAGGGACCCCUGACCAUUAGGUCCAGUCAUGGCCGACUCUGGGGUUGCAGCUCUCAUCUCGCUUUAAUGGCCGAGGGAGCCGGCAUACAGCUUCCGGGUCAUGUGGCCAGCAUGACUAAGCCGCUUCUGGCGAACCAGAGCAGCCGUUUACCUUCCUGCUGGAGCGGUACCUUUUUAUCUACUUGCACUGGUGUGCUUUCGAACUGCUAGGUUGGCAGGAGCAGGGACCGGGAGCUCACCCCGUCGUGGGGAUUCGAACCACCGACCUUCUAAUCGGCUGUGGUUUAACCCACAGCGCCACCCGCGUCCCUUCAAAGGUUUUAGGAGGAUAUAAAUUAUGUCCGUGCUCACAGCCAUGAAUACACAGGAAACUAUCAAAUGGAUUUGUUGGAAAACAUACCUUGUAGGUGUGUGUUCUGCGAACAAUUUGUAUUAACACCUGUUUUUGUGUGUGACAGCUUUGACCUAAAUGUAGCAAGGUGCUAAUGCUUCUUUUUUCUGUUUUUAGGUUUUUUCCUUUGCAAGCUUCUCUCUGGCAUGACAGCCAUUGGUGAUUCAAGUUUCAAUCCUGAUAUGUUCUUCCUCGAUAAACUUGUUGUUCCACCUUCCAGGUAACGAAGCACUUUUGGACUUAAUUUCACAAUGUGAUCCUGAAAGGUUUUACUGGUUUACAGUUGUGAUUUGUAUCAGCUCUAGAAAGAGGGCAUUGUUUAUCUCUGGUUAUAGAUAUCGUCCCGUGAAUCGCAUUGCAGACCAGAUGUUUGCAAAUGGUCAGACAGUGAACUUGCAAGCUGUGAUGAAGGAUGCUCUUCUGACUCGGAAACUUCUGGCUUUCAUAGCUCAGGAACAGUGUCAGCCGUUGCAAAUUGAAGAAGGAGACCUGAAGACGGUAAGGUCAGGAGGACCUGUUCAGUGUCUGUUGUAUCAGUGGGAAACGCAUGCGGUUAAAACCCAAUGAGGCUUAUAUUUAUACGCAACAGUAGCCGCAAGGCUAUUGAUUGCGAAAAACUGGAAAAGUGGUAUUGUACCAACAAAAAUAGAGUGGCUUGCCAAAUUAUUGGAGUACUACAAUAUAUCCAAAACAAUGGGAGAAAUUGGAAGGAUCUCAAACGAGAAGAUAGAUAGGGACUGGAAGGUGUUUAAAAGAUACUUGCAAAACCAUAUCGAAAAAUCAGAGCUCCUAUUAGAAUAAACAAGUGGAAAGAAAUUGCAAUUGAGUAGAUUGGAAGUCUAACACAAAGGUGGUGUGGUGAGGGGUGGUGGAUGGUGAUGGGAAAAGGAAUUAUCUGUGGGAUUGAGUGUAAGUAUGUUUGAAGACUUUUAAGGAUUGUAUGAAAUGUAUGUUUGUAUGCUUGUAUAUUUGUAAUAUAUGUGUGUUAACGAUGAAUUAUUUUAACAAUAAAAACUUAAUAAUAAUAAUAAUAAAAAACUCAGUGAGGCUUUUUGACCUCAGUAGUUUUGUUUUUAUGUUUCACAGAUAAACACAGAUAAACAGCCUGUGGAGCCCCUGGACCGUUCUGUCUUAGUGACAAUCCCAGGGCAGACUACUGCAGAUAAGCUGUACAACAUUUGGAUUCGUCUUCAGAGCCAUGUAAAUAUUGUGUUCGACAGCGACAUGGAUAAGUUAAUGUCUGAAAAGUACCCUGGUGUACGUCAGGUGAGAGCUGCAGAAAUAUUCAGUGUUUGGUUGAGUAUUCUGAAGUUGUUGGAAGGGGUUGAUACCUUGUGAACUACAGUCGUACCUUGGUUUUCGAACGGCUUAGUUCUCGAAUGUUUUGGCUCCCGAACGCCACAAACUCGGAAGUGACUGUUCCUGUUUGUGAACUAUUUUUGGAAGCCAAACUCCCAACAGGGCUUCUGAUUGGCUGCAGGAGCUUCCUGCAGCCAAUCAGAAGCCGUGCUUUGGUUUCCGAACGUUUUGGAAGUCGAACGGACUUCCGGAACCGAUUCCGUUCGACUUCCAAGGUACGACUGUAUUCCUGACACUUAUUUAUUUUGCAUAUUUUAAAAAUGCUCUUCAGCGAAACAGCUCCCAGCACAGGUCACAAUGAAAUACAAAGAACAGAAUAUCAAGACGCUGUAGCAAAACAAACCAGUCCUAAUAAAGCCAGCAAUCAAGCAGCACUUAAGCUAAGUUAAGAGACAGAAGUUUAAAAGUCUGGGAGAAUGAAAGAAAACAGUCAUUUGGAGCCAAAAAAGAUAGCAGAGAAGGCCUAACCAGGAGGGCCCAAGGAGUGGUGAGGGAUUGUCAUAAAUGAGGUACCAGCACCAAAAAUAGGUCUGUCAAGUCACUACCCAUCUCAUCUCAAAUAUAUUGGGGAGCCCACCUAGAUGAGAGUUCUCCACCAGUUCUCCUUCAGGUGGGCAGGCUGAUACGGGACCAGACUUCCUUCAGGUAUGCAGGUCCCAAGCCGUGUUAAGGCCUUGAAGGUAAGCAGCAAUGUUUCAAAAUGUGCUCUAAAACGAACAAGAAGUCAGUGCAGUUCUUGUAAGUGCUGGCGUGAUAGGGUUCCAACUUUCAGUCCCAGUUAGUUUAGAAUACAGCUGCUAGGCUUAAAAGUGUAAUUCUCAAGCAGCUUUUGAAAAUAAUGCAUUGCGAUAUCCAAUUCUGGAUUUUUCCAGAGCAUGGAUUACCAAAGCCAAGUUAUCUCUGCCAGGAGGCUACAGCCCCAUAUCAGUCUUGGCUGAUGAAAGUCACACAAUGAUAUACAGACCACCUGAAUCUCUAGUGACAAAGUUGGGUUUAGGAGCAUCCCCAGACCAUAAACCUGGUCUUUAAGGACAUGGGAAUAGCCAAUAUGAUGCCUUCGGAUGUUGUUGGGCUCCAACUCCCACCAUCCCUGACUGCUGGCUGGAGUCCAAGAUUUGAGAGGCCAGAGUUCCCCCUAUGCCUGCUUUAGGGGGAGUAAAUCCUCAUCUGCUGAACACCAUUUCCUUGAGCAGACAAACCACAUAUCCACCAAAUGUCCAUUUUGUAAGGACUGAGUUUUAGAUUAUUGGCCCCCAUCCAACAGUUCAGAACUUGCGCCAUCUCACCUGACUUGAAUGUAAAUGAGAAGUUGAGUUAGGUGUCAUUCACAUAUUGAGGGCACCUCACCAGAUGACCUUCCCCAGCGGUUUCAUGUAUUGAACUUUUAUGCUGAAAACCUAAAUAGGUCAAAAUAGUGAAAAUGUCUGUCUCUCUCUCUCUGUCUCUAUCUCCCUCUCCCCCGAAACGUUUGUGAUAAAGUUUCUGGAGAAAAAGGAUGGCCUGUUCCGCAAGCAUAUGAUGGGAAAGCGAGUGGAUUAUGCAGCUCGGUCAGUCAUUUGCCCUGACAUGUACAUUCGGACCAAUGAAAUUGGCAUUCCUAUGGUAAGAGAAACCUACUUAGUACAGAAGGUGGUUUAUCAUUUUGGAGAUUUUGGGGGUUGGCAUUUUUAUACCUUUCCAUGAUUUUGGAAUAUGUUGUCUUUUAUUAUAAUAAUAAUAAUAAUAAUAAUAAUAAUAAUAAUAAUAAUAAUUGUUCUUGUACCCCACCCAUCUGAUUGGGUUCCUUGCAACGGAAUAUACAGUGGUACCUUGGUUUACAAACUUAAUCCGUUCCGGAAGUCCGUUCUUAAACCAAGGCAUGCUUUCCCAUAGUAGCGGAGGACUCAAUUUGCACUCAACAGGAAGCGGAACAUGUUCUGCUCCCAAGGCAAAGUUCGCAAACCAAAACACCUACUUCUGGGUUUGCAACAUUCUUAAUCCAAGUUCCAAAAUCCAUAAACUAAGCUGAUCUUAAACCAGGGUACCACUGUAAUAGAACACAACAAAACCUUUAGCAUUCAAAGCUUCCUGAAACAGGGCUGCCUCCAGAUGUCUAUGAAAAGUCAUAUAAUUGUUUUGCUCUUUGACAUCUGGUGGGAGGGUGUUCUACAGGGGGCAUGUAACUACCAAGAAGGCCUUCUGCCUGGUUCCCUGUAACUUCACUUCUUGCAGUGAGGGAACCGCCAGAAGGCCCUCGGAGCUCGACCCUACUUCUAAAGCUGAGAAUUUGUGUCUUCUAAUCUAUUUCCUCUGAAACAUCUUGCAGUGAUGAUUGGUCAGGUAGGCUUCAUUGGGAACACAUAAUUUUCAAUGACUAUGUGUGUAUCACCACCAAUAUACACAGCACUUUGCAAAGUAACAUCAGCCAAAAAAAGGACCCACAUGGAGGCAACAAACUAAAUGUACAGAGAAGGAUGGACUGAAAGAGGAAGAAGAAGGAAUGAUAAAGGGAGGGCCAGGUUAUUUUGACCUUGCUGCAGUUGUGGGUGAGAGUUAAAAGCCUAUGACAGUGAAUAAUAUUUAUCUCGCUAGUACACUGAUUACUUAGUCUUAGUAAGGAGAAUGGAAGUGAAUCUCUGCUCUUGUGAUACCACGGACAAGAACUUGAUCCUUGCCUUUGCUUUUUCUUCCUUGUAGGUGUUUGCUACCAAGCUGACUUAUCCUCAGCCUGUAACUCCCUGGAAUGUCCAAGAAUUGAGGCAGGCGGUCAUCAAUGGUCCCAAUGAGCACCCAGGUGCUUCCAUGGUUAUCAACGAAGAUGGGUCUCGCACGAUACUGAGCACAGCCAGUCAGACCCAGAGGGAAGCCAUAGCCAAGCAACUUCUGACUCCUUCCACAGGGGCACCGAAACCAGGGAUAAAAAUUGUGAGUAGAGUUGCUUCACACAUAAGGGCACUUCAGGGCAGCCAACAUGGUGCUCUCCAAAUGGUUGGAGGUCCAGUGGUCAGGGAUGAUGGGAGUUGUAGUCCCAUCAUCCCUGACCGGUGUAGGUGGAGGGCAUCAUAUUGGAUAAUGCCCCUGACCUAGAAGUUAGGAUGAUGAGGUUAAAGACUUAAAACAAAAAAACCCCACAACCCUCCCUGGCUAGAUGACUCAGCUUGCAUCAUUGAAGAUUACAGGACUUCUAGCAGUCCACCGCCAAGCUGGCUCCAUCAGGUCCAAAACUUAGAGCAAGGGGUGCAGGAUAAUCUGGUCCCCUCUCAACACCUUCCUCAGUCGAGGGAACACACUUCUCUCCUUAGGCAAAUGGAGCAUUGCUUUCUGAAACCCCAGUAUCAGUUAGUCUGAACAAAGGUACUGGACCAGUAGGUGAAAGGCAGAUUCUGGGUUCUCCUUACUUCUCUGUGAAUUCUCCUUCCACUUUGGCUGGCUGUGUCCUUUUAAACAUGCUUUGGGGGGUGCUUUGUUGGUUUGUUUUCAUUUUAAUUGUGUAUUUUGAGUUCUCAUCUUGUUGUGAACUACCCUGUGAUCUUCCGAUGAAGGGUGGUACAGUGGUACCUUGGGUUACAUACGCUUCAGGUUACAUAUGCUUCAGGUUACAGACUCUGCUAACCCAGAAAUAGUACCUCGGGUUAAGAACUUUGCUUCAGGAUGAGAACAGAAAUUGUGCUCCUGCGGUGCAGCGGCAGCGGGAGGCCCCAUUAGCUAAAGUGGUGCUUCAGGUUAAGAACAGUUUCAGGUUAAGUACGGACCUCCGGAACGAAUUAAGUACUUAACCUGAGGUACCACUGUAUACAGAUUAAACAAACGAAACAAGUAACGGACUAUGAAUAAAAAGAUUUCCUAGGAGGUUGUCAUAACAAGACUCCUUCCUCCCCUUCUCCUGUCUCCACUGGCUCCAAUCUCACUGCUCAGGCCUGCAAUGGAUUCCAUGAGAGUCCUGUGCCCCAUUAGUUUUAGUCAAUAGAUUCCACCAUCAAGGAAGAAGAGAGGAGAGACACAGGUUGCAGCUUCUUAGCCUUUAGGAGGGAAGAAAGGCUCUGUGUCUCCUACUGUGUAUUGAGAAAUUAUCUUAACUCUCUUGGAAAGAUUUCUUUUUUAUGUGGCUGAACUUGAACCUCUUGCAGGUGUGCCGCCAUAUUAAAAACGGAGAUGUCCUUCUGCUGAAUCGGCAGCCUACCCUUCACAGACCCUCCAUACAAGCUCAUCGAGCCAGGAUCCUGCCCGAAGAGAAGGUCCUGAGGCUUCACUAUGCCAACUGCAAAGCCUACAACGCUGAUUUUGACGGCGACGAAAUGAACGCCCACUUCCCUCAGAACGAACUGGGCAGAGCUGAAGCCUACGUCCUGGCGUGUACUGACGAACAGUAUCUUGUCCCCAAGGUGAAUCGGGGAGCAAAUUGUGUUGGACGUUGCUUGAUUUCCCCCCUGCUUCCUUGGCGUUUUCCUUCUCUGUUUUUCAGCCAUGCGAUGGUAGGAAAGAUAGGUGCUGCAUAACUCUUUAUCUGCCAGUGGAGGAAACAGGAUUGUGAACUUACAAAAAAUAUUGGCGGGCAUGCAUUGCCAGUCUUUGGAAUUCCCAUUGGAUUCUCUGGGAGGUCCAGCUGCAAUCAAUUUGCAUGCCAAUCAAUGGAGCACAAGGCCUCUGAAUGCAAUUCAGCGCUGGCUAUGCACUGGGAGGGAGCCAGGGUGGUAUAAUUUUGUAACUGAGCUGUGGUACAACUCGAGGUGGGGUGUUUUUGGGGGGUGGGGUGGGGGUGGAGCUUUUGAAAAUAAAAUCUAAGGCAGCGACUGGCAAAGUGACCAGCUUUGGGAUGGGGGUCUAAUAAUAAUGUCCACUGUGGUAUUUUAAAGCAUGGUUUUGUUGUUGUUGUUUAGUCGUUUAGUCGUGUCCGACUCUUCGUGACCCCAUGGACCAGAGCACGCCAGGCACUCCUGUCUUUGUCCAUGGAGUUUUCUUGGCAGGGAUACUGGAGUGGCUUGCCGGUUCCUGCUCCAGGUGGAUCACGUUUGGUCAAAACUCUCCACUAUGACCUGUCCAUCUUGGGUGCCCUGCUCGGCAUAGCUCAUAGCUUCUCUGAGUUAUUCAAGCCUCUUCGUCACAGCAAGGCAGUGAUCCAUGAAGGGGAAAGCAUGGUUUAGCAAUUGUAAAAAUCCAGAGGGGUUAUGUAAUGUCUUGAAGGGAGGGGAUACCAAAGUUGAUUGCAGUGGCAUUGUGCGGGGUGGCGGUGGGAAGAAGAGCAGUUAGCCCAGGCUUCCUUAACCUUGGCCCUUCAGAUGUUUUUGGCCUACAACUCCCAUGAUCCCUAGCUAGCAGGACCAGUAGUCAGGGAUGAUGGGAAUUGUAGUCUCAAAACAUCUGGAGGGCCAAGGUUGAGGAAGCUUGAGUUAGCCCUUUUGCUGCAUGACAUUUUGAGGAGCAAAAUUCCCUCUCCAAGAUGCGUUGCAGUCUGGAGAGGCCUUUCACCUUUUUUCACGUGGGGGAGAAAGUGGGUGGUGGUGUUUAUUGCAGAAGCAGCCUGUGGGGAAAGGGCUUUUCCUCAGCCUCCCUGCCAUUAACUUUGCAGCCUCCCCUAACGCUUAUUUCCUUAAAGGGUCCAUGCACUUUCAUGCUUCUAAGCCCCAGGAUGGUUGCAUAAGCCCCUCUGAGCCACAGUCUCCCAGCCUGUAGUGUGGUGAUAAUAACAGUGGGCUGUUGGUUUUGUCCAAGGUCUUUUCCAAGUUAAUUUGUAACUUAAUCCUUUAAGUGCAGUGUUUAAAGGAGCUAUAGAAUUUCCCACUGGACCUGCUAACAUAGCGCUUGACGCUUCCUUUUCUGUCUUGUUUAUUUUUCAGGAUGGGCAGCCGCUGGCAGGUUUGAUCCAAGAUCACAUGAUCUCUGGUACCAGUAUGACCACACGGGGCUGCUUCUUCUCUAGAGAACAGUAUGUGGAACUUGUGUAUCAAGGGCUGGUAGACAAAAAAGGAAUGGUGAAGCUUCUCCCUCCAGCCAUUAUAAAGCCGCAACACUUGUGGACAGGGAAGCAGGUAGGUUAACCAGUACGCCUUAAAUAAAAUAGUCUGUUCAGAGUUGAACAGUAUGAUUUAAGGCUUGCCCUUUCACUGAAAUAAUGGGCACAUUUGUGUGUGUGUGUGUGUGUGUGUGUGUACACAUAUAUACAUAUAGAAUCAUAGAAUCAUAGAGUUGGAAGAGACCACAAGGGCCAUCGAGUCCAACCCCCUGCCAAGCAGGAAACACCAUCAGAGCACUCCUGACAUAUGGUUGUCAAGCCUCUGCUUAAAGACCUCCAAAGAAGGAGACUCCACCACACUCCUUGGCAGCAAAUUCCACUGUCGAACAGCUCUUACUGUCAGGAAGUAUAUAUACAUAUACGGUGAUACCUUCGGUUGCGGACGGGAUCCGUUCCAGGGCUCUGGUCGGAUCCCGAGGUUUUUGCAACCGGAGGUGCCUGCUCUGUGCAUGCGCAGCAGAGCGUUUCUGUGCAUGCGUGCACAGCAAAACCUGGAAAAAUACUUCUGGGUUUGCCGCGUGUGUAUCCCGAAGGAUAUGUAACCAGAGGUGCUCGUAAGUAGAGGUACUACUUACAUAUAUAAUCUUACUUACAUAUAUACAUACUUACAUACGUACAUCUAUCUAUCUACAUCUCUGGAGUUAUUGGAUUGUGGUUUUUGUUUGUUUGUAUAAUGCAGUUUCCCCUUGAUAGUGUGAAGGAGCAAUCUGUUAGCUAUACACCUGAUACUUGGAUAGAAACAAGAGGAAUGAGUCAAGCUGGUUAAGAAUAUGCCCCAUCCCUCCUGCUGCUCUUGGCUGUGUUGCUGCCUGCUGAAACGGGAUUGGAGACUCCCCAGUUUUCCUUUUAACGUGCUGGACUUUUCCAUUAUGUUUUUCCCCACCCGCCCCCAUUAUGUAUUAAGUCCAGCUUCCUUCCAUAUUUUUCAGUCUUUUCUCCCCCGCCCAUCACGAUUUUCCCCAUUUUCCUCCAGCUCCCCUCACCUUUCCCCCCUGGAAUUCGAUUCUGUGAGCAGGGCUUGUUUGUUGUUGUUUUUUAUGCAGCACCUCCCUUUAGAGCAUAAUAGGUGCUUUCUAAAUAUAUUUUCAACUAUUUUCUUUUAUAAACCGCGCUUCAUCUGAAGAUCUCAGAGUGGUUCACAAACUAAAAAUACAGGGCAAAAGCACAAAAUGAAAAAGUGAAAACACGACAAUACCCCCCCACAAAAAAACAAUAAGAUGGGUGAAGAUGGCUAAAACACAGAGAUCCUUUUGAUAGGUUGCCUGCAUCCAAGGCCUUGUUGUUUUUGUGCAGUUCAGCGUUGUAUGUAUGUGCUUCCUGCUGUUCUAUCCACAAAGGUGAAUGCACCAUUUGCCAACACGUAGGGGUAGGUCAACGCCUUGAAGGGACCAACUGCACAUCAGAAUGAAUUCCUUUUCCAUUUGUAAUCAAACCUUGUAUUCCAUCGCAGGUUGUUUCUACAUUGUUAAUAAAUGUAAUUCCAGAGGAUCACAUUCCACUGAACUUGCUUGGGAAAGCCAAGAUUGAUGGAAAAGCCUGGACGACAGGCUCUGCCAGUAGAAUUCAUGGAUCGGGUCUUGCCUUUAUGUGCGAAUCGCAGGUAUGGUUCGAUGUUUAAUAAUGUACAGGGUCGACAAGGGUCCCAGAGUUUUGGCUGGCCUUGCUGGCCAGACAGGACAGUCCUUAUUGACAUAUGAGCAUAUCCUGAUCAAUACAGGCAACUCCCCAUUUAUGCAGGGGUUAUAUUCCAAAGCACUGCACAUUUAAGUGAAAUUGUGUAUAUUUGAAACAUCAUUGAAAUAGCCUGCAAAUCCCACCUCUGCCCUGUGCUGCCCCUUUUUGUGACGUUUUUGGGUCACUUCUGGGUUGAUCGCAAUGCACAUAUGCCCAGUUGCACACAUAUUGAACAUGAGCAGAUGGGGGUCGCCUGUACCUCUGAGGCUCCAGGCCCUGUCUGCCCACCCUGGCAUUAUUAUUACUAUAAUUAAUUAAAUUUCUAUACCGUUCUUCAUCUGAGGAUCACGGAGCAGUUUACAGUAUAAAUACAGGUCAAGGAUCUGUGCUGUUUUGGCAAAACCAAAAUGGGCACCUAAAAGUGCACUAAAAGAGGAAGUUUCGGAGUGGGUGUAGUCAAGUCUUGACUUGGAAGUCUUUUAUAUCUGCCAGGUUGUCAUCAGAAAUGGAGAGCUGCUCUGUGGGGUGUUGGAUAAGGCACAUUAUGGUAGCUCUGCCUAUGGGCUGGUCCACUGCUGCCAUGAGGUCUAUGGUGGUGAGACCGGUGGAAAGGUGCUCACAGCUCUGGCUCGGCUCUUCACUGCCUACCUGCAGUUCUACAGAGGUUUUACAAUGGGUGAGUAAUCCAUUUCUCAUUACUGUUUCUCUUAAAAAGAAGCACACAGUUGUUUCAGCACCCAAAAUAUUAAUCAAAACAUCUCCUAAAAUGACACUUCUGCUCUGAUCCUUUGUUUGAAAGCAAUCUGCAUUUAAGGGACGCGGGUGGCGCUGUGGGUUAAACCACAGAGCCUAGGACUUUCCGAUCAGAAGGUCGGCGGUUCGAAUCCCCGCGACAGGGUGAGCUCCCGUUGCUCGAUCCCUGCUCCUGCCAACCUAGCAGUUCGAAAGUACAUCAAAGUGCAAGUAGAUAAAUAGGUACCGCUCCGGCGGGAAGGUAAACGACGUUUCUCGCGUUAUUGGCCGAGGGAGCCGGUGUACAGCUUCCGGGUCAUGUGGCCAGCAUGACUAAGCCGCUUCUGGCGAACCAGAGCAGCGCACGGAAAUGCCGUUUACCUUCCCGCCGGAGCGGUACCUAUUUAUCUACUUGCACUUUGACGUGCUUCAAACUGCUAGGUUAGCAGGAGCAGGACCAGCAACGAGCUCACGCAGUGCAGGAUCAACCACCGACCUUCUGAUCGGCAAGCCCAAGAGGCUCAGUGGUUUAACCCACAGCACCACCCGCGUCCCUCAUAAAAAGGUAGUUGCUUAAAUAAAGUAAUUGGUAAGCCAAGCAGAGCAGAAAGUCUGUCUGGGUUUACCAGAGAAGAGCUUCCUCUCAGGAAAAAAAAAACCCUGAAGAAAAACUUGCUGAAUCUCAGGUGGGAGAGGGUAAGCACUCAGUUCUAUCUUCUCAUUCUAGGAGUUGAAGAUAUCUUGGUCAAACACCGGGCAGACCACAAGAGGCGCAAGAUCAUUAAAGAAAGCACCUGGUGUGGUACAAAGGUAAGCUGAUACUUUUUUGGGGGGGGGGGUCUCACUUCCCCAACCGCCUUGCAUUGUUAUACCUGACUUGGCCCUUAACACCGCCUUGUUCUUUUCAGGCUGUUCAAGCUGCGUUUAACUUGCCUCAAACCUCAUUGGAUGAGGAGGUCCGAGGGAAGUGGCAAGACGCCCAUCUUCACAAAGACCAGAGAGAUUUUAACAUGGUCGACCUGAAAUUCAAAGAGGAAGUCAACCAUUACAGCAAUGAGAUUAACAAGGUUUGCAUCAAGUAAUUUGAGAUCAUCCUAACAUAACGUUGGUUCAUGUAUUGGACUUCUUAUCAUUCCUGUGCAGUCUACAGAAAUAGAGAUAUAGAUGUUUAAAUACAUUUGUUUGAGGAGCUCAGGGGCAUGUAAUAUACAAGUUCUCCCAUUUUAUGAUUGGAGCAAUAAAGUGGCUUAGGUUAGACCCAAGCCUGCCCAGUGGGCCUUAUAGAUAGAAGGGGAGUUGGGGACUCGACCUUUCCUGCUCGUAGUCCGGGUUCCUGCCCACUUCACCACACUAGCUCUUGACAGAGUAAUUCGUACUGCUUUUUCACUAAAGAAAUUGUAGUUCCAGUAACAAUAUACAGUCAUACCUCAUGUUACGUUUGCUUCAUGCUACAUUUUUUCAGGUUGUGUCCUGCGGUGACCCAGAAGUACCGGAAAGGGUUACUUCCGGGUUUCGCUGCUCGCGCAUGUGCUCAAGCGCUAAAUCGCGCUUUGCGUAUGCGCACAAGCGCCAAAUCGCAGUGCAUACCUGCACAGAUACGGCACUUCAGGUUGCACACUUUUCAUAUUGCGAACGGGCCUCCGGAAUGGAUCCCUUUCGCAACCAGAGGUACCACUGCAUAGAAAAGAGAGUUGGUUCUUUAUUUUCCCCAUUGGUUUCUUAUAUCCCCCCUAUUUCUUGGUAGUGUCGUCCUGGCUUAAACAGUGACUUUGUUUCUUCUUUUAUUCCCCAAAAACUGUAGGUGUGCAUGCCUCUUGGACUUCACCGGCGUUUCCCAGAGAAUAACUUGCAGCUGAUGGUCCAGUCGGGAGCCAAAGGUUCUACUGUGAAUACUAUGCAGGUAGUGUUUUCAGACAGUGCAAUUUAGCUGUAAUCUGCAAAGCGAGAUCAAUAUACCUUCCACGUCGUCCAGACUUCUGAACCAGGAGUGCUGUGCAUAGCCAAGUGAUAGCAGUGAUUCAUUUUGUGACCAUUCAAUACUACAAAUCGUUCUGCUCUGAACAUUCUUAUUUUAGGACGCCAGUGAAGAUUAGCUAGCCACCACUCCUGUCUACUUGUUUUCAGUUCCUCUUGUUGGUAUUUAAAUGCAUAAAUAUCAGAGAGAAAUGACAGGGAUCUUUUUAGAUUACAGUGGUACCUCGAGUUAAGUACUUAAUUCGUUCUGGAGGUCUGUUCUUAACCUGAAGCACCACUUUAGCUAAUGGGGCCUCCUGCUGCCGCUGCGCCGCCGGAGCACGAUUACUGUUCUCAUUCUGAAGCAAAGUUCUUAACCCGAGGUACUAUUUCUGGGUUAGCGGAGUCUGUAACCUGAAGCAUCUGUAACCCGAGGUACCACUGUAUUCUAGUAGGAUGAAAAUUGCAGGUUACAUGACAGAACUUGAAUAUAAUAAUGCUUUAACUCAACAUGUUUUUAAAGAGCUAUAGUUUUAUUUGAAGAAGUCAAAGUAAGCUAGUUAAUUCUGAUCUGAUCUUGAGUUUGUAUCUCAUUGUGUAUCUCUCUUGGCUUCUUAAAGAUUUCUUGCUUGCUGGGCCAGAUUGAGUUGGAAGGUCGAAGGCCUCCCUUGAUGCCAUCUGGCAAAUCGUUGCCAUGUUUCCAACCUUAUGACUUUCCCCCCAGAUCAGGGGGGUUUGUGGCUGGCAGAUUCCUCACUGGCAUUAAACCGCCCGUAAGUUCUUCCGCCUUGACUCUUUUUCUCUGGGCUGCAUUUCUCUCAUGUGACUUAAAUGUACCUUCAAGCUGACAUAAUCUAAUACCAUUUUGUCUCUGUUCUGUUGGAUAUUGCCAGUUUUAAGCAGAGCCUUACGUAGCGUGCUGCUGCCUGGUUACAUGGGGUAAGAGUCCUUUUCUCACAGAUGUUAUAUUUGUGGUUUAGGAGUACUUCUUCCAUUGUAUGGCUGGUAGGGAGGGUCUAGUGGACACAGCUGUCAAAACCAGUCGGUCUGGAUACCUUCAAAGGUAAGAGCUGCUUUAUUACAGUAUUUCUGUUUUUACACUUACCGAUGCUACUGCCUCAGUGAGUGGCGUGCAGUGGAAUUUUUCAUAGGGGAACAGUUAGGGCCAGGCGUGCCAGCUUGCAAGGACGAUUGGAGCGGGGGGCGACAUUCCACACAUGAGCAUCACACCUCCCUCCCUAAGGCUUUGGGAAGAAGGCUCCAGGAUGCUGGAAUUCUGCUGCCUCCUUCCCAAAAUCCACUUGGCUUUCGGAAGGUCCGGGAGGGCUCUUGGACCCUGUCGGAGCAUCGUGCCUCCCUCCCUAAACCAGGCAGAAGCUUCCUGGGCUUUGGGAAGGAGGCACCAGACUUUAAUACUCUAAUUUACUGGGUUCGAAUCCCUGCGAUGGGGUGAGCUCCCAUUGCUCUGUCCCAGCUCCUGCCUACCUAGCAGUUCGAAAGCACACCAGUGCAAGUAGAUAAAUAGGUACCGCUGCGGCGGGAAGGUAAAUGGCAUUUCCGUGCGCCCUGGCUCCCGUCAUGGUGUUCCCUUGUGCCAGAAUGCUGGCCACAUGACCCGGAAAGCUGUCUGUGGACAAACGCCGGCUCCCUCGGCCUGAAAGCAAGAUGAGCACCGCAACCCCAGAGUUGCCUUUGACUGGACUUAACCAUCCAGGGGUCCUUUAUCUUUUACCUUUACCGGGAACAUUUAGGGGACUAACCUAGUCCCCCUAGUCCACCACUGUACUGCCUAUUUCUAAUCAGCAAGGAGCAAACUAUUUAGCCGUCUUAAAUAUAGCCUCUUUCAUGUCAGAUUGAUCAUUAGCAAGCAGGCAUUCUGCUGUGUUGUAUCCAACGGCUGCAUUUCUAAAGUUUCUUGUAAAUCUUUUAAAGACACUGACUUCAGGGUCCCCUAACAUUCUCCUCCUCUUGUCACGUUAAUCUUUGUGCAGGUGUAUCAUAAAACAUUUGGAAGGGCUGAUAGUUCACUAUGACCUGACUGUGCGAGACAGCGAUGGCAGCCUAGUCCAGUUUCUCUAUGGAGAAGAUGGCCUAGACAUCCCCAAGACACAGUUCUUGCAUUCCAAACAGUUCCCUUUCAUCACGGAUAACCACAAGGUAGGGUUUUCUGCCUCCAUUUAUUUGUGUAGACUUUGGAGUGUAUCUUCUUCUAAAAAGGACUUAUUCUGAAAAUGGCAUGUUGCAGGGUUUUCGGGAGAAAUGAAAUACCGUAUUUUUUGCUCUAUAAAACUCACUUUUUCCCUCCUAAAAAGGAAGGGGAAAUGUGUGUGCGUCUUAUGGAGCGAAUGGAGGCUGUGCAGCUGUCACAGAAGCCAGAACAGCAAGAGGGAUUGCUGCUUUCGCUGCACAGCGAUCCCUCUCGCUGUUCUGGCUUCUGAGAUUCAGAAUAUUUUUUUUUCUUGUUUUCCUCCUCCAAAAACUAGGUGCGUCUUGUGGUCUGGUGUGUCUUAUAGAGCGAAAAAUACGAUAUGUGCAAUGGCUGCAUAGCGGUGUCUGUCAGAAAAGGCCCUUUCAUGGUAAGUGGCCAGUGUUCCAUCCCCAUCAACUGUUUUUGUAUAUUUCUCACAGGUGAUAGAGAAAUCAAAGCAUUUGGAUGAAGUGUUGCCGAAAAUGGACCCCCAGCAAGCAGACAGCCAGUUCAGAUCCAUCAAGAGAUGGCAGAGCAAGCAUCAGCAGUCUUUGAGAAGGGAAGGAGGCUUUUUGCUGUUUUCUCAGGAAAUGUUGGCUAGUGUAAAAGCACAGAUCCCUACAGGAGAACUUGUGAAUGGGCGAGAUCCUGCAACUCUGCAGGUAAUUUUCAGUACAGAUGGGGCUUGUCAACCUAGGAAGGUAGCCCAUCUAGGAGAAGGAAAAUUGAUCUUAAACCUCCAGUGCAGGCUUCCUCAACCUCGGCCCUCCAGAUGUUUUUGGCCUACAAAUCCCAUGAUCCCUAGCUAGCAGGACCAGUGGUCAGGGAUGAUAGGGAUUGUAGUCUCAAAACAUCUGGAGGGCUGAGGUUGAGGAAGCCUGCUCCAGUGCCUUGCAGGAUAUCUUUGGAAGAAGAAAAAGGCUAAGGAGUAAACUCUACACAAAUCCAAAGUGGAAUCCCUAAGACAAUUGGAAGGCGUCUUGUAUGCCUCCUUCUGGCAACUCCUGCAGCCAAGCUGGUGCCAAAUGUAUUGCUCUGCUUUCCUUUGGACCACAUCUGCAAGGCCGAGAGAGAGGUCUUGUCAUCUGAGCAGCCCAAGACCUCCAUACACACUGACCAGGCUUGCACCCCAGGGAGGUCGCUUCAGUGCUGCUAAUGUGACGGUUUGACUUCACCCCCAGAGGUGCACUCUAUUGUCUCUUGAGAUGGAUGCCAAUAAUAUUUAUAUACUGUCCAAUUGUCUGGGUGGUUUGCAGUUGAUUGUAAUGAUUCGUGAAUGCAAAUCAUUGCAUGGUUUAUGGUUUUUGUAGUUAUAAGGGAAAUGCCGUAUUUUUUGCCCUAUAAGACUCACUUUUUCCCUUCUAAAAAGUGAGGGGAAAUGUGUGUGCCUCUUAUGGAGCGAAUGCAGGCUGCGCAGCUAUCCCAGAAGCCAGAACAGCAAGAGGGAUUGCUGCUUUCACUGCGCAGCGAUCCCUCUUGCUGUUCUGGCUUCUGAGAUUCAGAAUAUUUUUUUUCUUGUUUUUCUCCUCCAAAAACUAGGUGCGUCUUGUGGUCUGGUGCGUCUUAUAGAGCGAAAAAUACGGUAAUUUGCCUCUGUACCAUGUUUUUUUAAAAAUGGUUCUUUCAAGUGCAGGAAAUCUGCGUACAAUACUGGGGGGGGGGGACUUAUGCUGCCUUUAAUUCUGCUACCCAUUUCAGUUGUUAAAGAUGUGGUAUGAAUUGAGCGAGAAGAAGCGGAAGAAGUAUCAGAAGAAGGCAGCGAAGUGUCCUGAUCCUAGCCUUGCUGUCUGGCGGCCAGACAUCCAUUUUGCAUCAGUAUCGGAAACAUUUGAAAGAGAAGUUGAGAAUUUCCUCAGAGAGUGGGACACUCGGAACAACACGAGCUACAGCAAAUCUGAACUUUCUUCUCAGAGGUAGCAAUUUUUAUUUUAAGGCAUAUGCAAGCACUGCUGCUUCUGUCUUAGGGUCCAGAAUGCCUCGUCUAUUUAUUUAUUUAAGUAUCUAUUAAGCGACAUCUUAGGUCUCUACUAAUUGUGAAGAGACAAUUGAUUGCAUCACAAAGUUGCUGCAGAUUCUGAACAGGUUGUCAACAUGUGACUGUCCUUCAGCAUGCUACAAUAGUUUCCUGGUGUGGAGCUGAAAUGUCUUUAUAAUCCUGAAAAAGAGAGCCUAAAUCUUCAAGAUUAACAGUGUUCUAAUUCACAAAUAGGGACGCGGGUGGCGCUGUGGGUUAAACCACAGAGCCUAGGACUUGCCAAUCAGAAGGUCGGCAGUUCGAAUCCCCGUGACGGGGUGAGCUCCCGUUGCUCGGUCCCUGCUCCUGCCAACCUAGCAGUUUGAAAGCACGUCAAAGUGCAAGUAGAUAAAUCGGUACCGUUCCGGCGGGAAGGUAAAUUGUGUUUCCGUGCGCUGCUCUGAUUCGCCAGAAGUGGCUUAGUCAUGCUGGCCACAUGACCCGGAAGCUGUACGCCAGCUCCCUUGGCCAAUAAAGCGAGAUGAGCGCCGCAACCCCAGAGUCGGUCACGACUGGACCUAAUGGUCAGGGGUCCCUUUACCUUUACUAAUUCACAAAUAAUAAACCUAAUACAUUGUUGUGUUGCUUACUUGCCAUCCAACACAAACCAGUGGUCUAGGACAGGAGUGAGGAAUGUGUGUGGCCCUCUGGAUGUUUCUGGACUCCAACUCCCAUCAGUCCCAACCAGCAUGGUUGACAAUUGUGAAUGAUGGGAGUUGUAGUCCAGCCACAUCUGGAGAGUGACGGGUUUCCUGUCUCUGGUUUAGGGCUCUCUCUUUGCUGUUUUUACUUGUACGGCCGGCUUUUUAUCUUCCAAGAAUUACUUCUGUAAUAGUAACAGAGGAGGCUUUAGGAAUCAUUAAUGCUACACUUGCCAGGUAACAGCUGCAGAGAGAGUUAAGACGCUGGCACUGAAUCUUAUGUGGAGCUGGAAAAUAUGUGCGUAUUUGAAAGAGAGGCAAAGAGGGAUAGAGGAAUGUGCAGCAUGAUACUCUGUAGGUCUGCUCAGAAGUAAGUCCUUCCAGAUUCAAUUGCACUUAAAGGUAAAGGGACCCCUGACCAUUAGGUCCAGUCGUGUCCGACUCUGGGGUUGCGCCGCUCAUCUCGCUCUACUGGCUGAGGGAGCCGGCGUACAGCUUCGGGGUCAUGUGGCCAGCAUGACUAAGCCACUUCUGGCGAACCAGAGCAGCGCACGGAAACACCGUUUACCUUCCCGCCGGAGCGGUACCUAUUGAUCUACUUGCACUUUGACGUGCUUUCGAACUGCUAGGUUGGCAGGAGCAGGGACCGAGCAACAGGAGUUCACCCCGUCACGGGGAUUCGAACCGCCAACCUUCUGAUCAGCAAGUCCUAGGCUCUGUGGUUUAACCCACAGCGCCACCCGCAUCCCCCAAUUGCACUUACUCCUUGGUAAUUGCGCAUAGGAGUUGUAGUCUUAAGGAAGGAGGUGGGAUAGAUGAAAACAGGAAUUGCUAUUUGAAUGAUGCACCAGGGCCUUUUAAAGCCUUUACGCCGGCAUAGGAUGUGGGUGGGUGUCAUUUUGACUCUGCUUUAGGCAUCAAAAUCACAGCACCCUGAUUAUGAAAUAGUGAAGGCUUUGCUUUUCCAGGGUGUUUUGUUAGAAUCGGUUGCCUCCUUGAAAGGUUAGUCCGGUCCAAUUUGUCGUUUUGACAUUUCUGUUUUAUUGUAAGUAACUUUUGAGCACAUCUUAUACAGAAAGGCAGGAUACCAAAUUCAUAAACCAGCUCCUUACUCGGGUGUCCUCAGGUUAAAAGACUUGCUUCAUUUGAAGUGGCAGCAAUCGCUCUGUGACCCAGGAGAAGCUGUUGGUCUCCUUGCUGCUCAGAGUAUUGGAGAGCCCUCCACGCAGAUGACUCUGAACACCUUUCACUUUGCUGGAAGAGGCGAAAUGAACGUCACACUCGGUAUCCCGAGGUAAGAUAAUGUUGUGUUGUUUUGUUUUGUACUUUCUUCUAACCACUUCUCUCUCUAAGCUGUGCUGCACUGAAUACAGAAGAAGAAGAAGAGUUUGGAUUUGAUAUCCCGCUUUAUCACUACCCGAAGGAGUCUCAAAGCGGCUAACAUUCUCUUUUCCCUUCCUCCCUCACAACAAACACUCUGUGAGGUGAGUGGGGCUGAGAGACUUCAGAGAAGUGUGACUGGCCCAAGGUCACCCAGCAGCUGCAUGUGGAGGAGCGGAGACGCGAACCCGGUUCCCCAGAUUACGAGUCUAUUGCUCUUAACCACUACACCACACUGGCUCUCAGAUAGAAAAAGGCAGAGACUUGCCUUAUCAUGAAAAAUUGAAUAUGCUAAUUUUUUUAUUCUUGCCAUUAUGGUCCAGUCCCCCCACAAUAACUUUAGUUUUCAUUGGGAAAUGAAAAUAAUUGCUUUCAUAUUUUUUUCACUGCUCUGCCAUCUUGAGUACUUCCUGCCUUCUGGGAAAAUUUCAGCCUUUCCCUCCAGUACCCAGAGGGCAGGGCCUAGAGCAAUGCUGAAUGUCUGUCCCACUUAUAAAGAGAGUAGACUUUCAGCAGGUAAGAAUUCUCUUUUAAAAAAAAGUCUCUUUAAUAUCCGUGUGUCUAAACGUUCAAUAAUUCUUUGCUAUAGGUUGCGGGAGAUCCUGAUGGUGGCUAGUGCUAAUAUUAAAACCCCGAUGAUGAGUGUUCCUGUACUUAAUACCAAUAAAGCUCACAAGAAGGUGAAGAGGCUGAAGAAGCAGCUUACCAGAGUAUGCUUAGGCGAGGCAAGUCAUUCUUUAUAUGGAUUGAUUGGUCGUGGAGACACUGUCAUGAGCAGAGACUUUGGUGGGUGGGGUGAGCAGUGUGUAUCUUUGCAUGUAAGUCUUAGACCUCCCCUCUCCCUUCCUGAAGCCUUUCCUUUCUGGUACAGUGGUACCUUGGGUUACAGAUGCUUCAGGUUACAGACACUUCAGGUUACAGACUCCGCUAACCCAGAAAUAGUACCUCGGGUUAAAAACUUUACUUCAGGAUGAGAACAGAAAUCAUAUGGUAGCAGCCCGGCAGCAGCAGGAGGCCCCAUUAGCUAAAGUGGUACCUCAGGUUAAAAACAGUUUCAGGUUAAGAAUGGACCUGCAGAACGAAUUAAGUUCGUUCUGGAGUUUAAUUCUUAAUUUGAAAUGAAUUAAGUUCUUAACCAGAGGUACCGCUGUAUUUUAAAGUAACAAAGGGAUCAUAUUUGGAGCUGGUUGCAGACCUGAGCAUGAGCACUUGAUUACUAUAUAGUGCAGCAAGAAAAGUGGUGUGGUUUGUUUUCUUCCUCUACCCCGUUUUGAAAACUCAGGAUGUGUUUUGGAUUUUAAAACAACAACAACAACAUGGCACAUAUCCUUCUCCAAUGGACUGUAGAGGAGGUUUUUGGAGAGCGGGAAAGUGAAAAUAGUUACUUUUUCCUUCCUCCUGAAGCCAGCUUGUAAAGGGCAGGGAGGGAGGUUUCAUGGUGUGCAACUCACUAACUGCAGCUGUAAAGGUAAAGGUAAAGAGACCCCUGACCGUUAGGUCCAGUCGCAGGCAACUCUGGGGUUGCAGCGCUCAUCUCGCUUUAUUGGCUGAGGGAGCAGGCGUACAUGUGGCCAGCAUGACUAAGCCACUUCUGGCGAACCAGAGCAGCGCACGGAAACGCCGUUUACCUUCCCACCGGAGUGGUACCUAUUUAUCUACUUGCACUUGGACGUGCUUUCGAACUCCUAGGUUGGCAGGAGCAGGGACCAAGCAACAGGAGCUCACCCCGUCAUGGGGAUUCGAACCGCCGACCUUCUGAUCAGCAAGACCUAGGCUCUGUGGUUUAACCCACAGUGCCACCCGUGUCCCAUAACUGCAGCUGUAAGGCACUUUCUAAAUUCUCAAGACAAUUGCUUUCUGUGCUGUGUGGAAGUUCAGAAUCCCAAUGGCGCUUCAGAUUUGAAAGUCUGCUUUUUUGCGUGUGUGUGUUUUCCUAAUGGAACGUCCACAUUCUUGAAAACGGAGCAGGCUAAAAUUAUUUAGAAAAAGACUUCAGUUUGAAAGAAGGCUAACCCUAGGGAAACUUCAAUUGUACUGGCAGCGAGAUGGCUUACAAAGAUACAGACAGCUUCCUAAUAGGGUGUUAGAAUUUAGGCAUUCUUCUUACUGUUUCAGGUUUUGCAAAAAUUUGACAUUGAGGAGUCUUUGUGUUUGGAGGGGAUGGUAAGCAAGCACCGUAUCUACACCAUCAAAUUUACUUUCUUACCAUAUGAAUGCUACCAGGAAGAGAAAUGUGUGAAGCCCAGGGACAUAUUGCAUUUUAUGGAGUCGAGGUGAGUCCUUUUGUGUUCUUUCCUUCUCAAGACUUUUAUCUUUGGACUGCAGAGAUCUUAAACCUCAGUGAUGUACUUUGCUAAUUGUUUAAACAUGAUUAGGCGUUAAUGAGAAGGAGAUUGCUUUCCUUCAUUCCAAUUUUUGACCAGGCAUUGUCUGUACACUCUCACUUGAACUGGAUUUUCAUAUUUCCCCACGCACUGGCUACCCCUAGUUCAGGAAUUUUUCACUAGCCCUAUAACCAGAUUCUGCAUUAUUUGAGGCUACCCUCCUACUUAUGAAAUGAAAACUAUAGGUUUCAGAAUUACAAUAGCUAUAUUAAUUUUAAUUAUAAAAGAAGAAGAAGAAGAGUUUGGAUUUGAUAUCCCGCCUUUCACUCCCUUUAAGGAGUCUCAAAGCGGCUAACAUUCUCCUUUCCCUUCCUCCCCCACAACAAGCACUCUGUGAGGUGAGUGGGGCUGAGAGACUUCGAAGUGUGACUGGCCCAAGGUCACCCAGCAGCUGCAUGUGGAGGAGCGGAGACGUGAACCCGCUCUUAACCACUACACCACACUGGCACAACUUGGCAGGGAAAUUCCCUUUGAAUUUGUCCUCUGAUUUGUCUGGAUCCAGACAGGAAGCAUGUCUAGCAUUGGUUGCAGUGAUGCACAGUCUGGAAUCCAAUUUGAGGCUUUAAUUGUGAAUGUAUUACUCCAUACUCCAGAUUCUUUAAAAUUUUACUUGAAACAAUUAAGAGGAAGAGUUCUAAGUUGGCAUCUUACAAUACUGUGAGCACUCGAAGAGCAAUGCAGAGGGACUUAGAAGGUGAUGGGGAAGAUGGCGUAUUCCAAGAAAACCAGGUAAAAGUCUAGUCCUCUUGAGUCUACUAGUACUGUGAAUCCUUGGUAAGGUAAAGGUAAAGGUACCCCUGCCCGUAUGGGCCAGUCGUGUCCGACUCUAGGGUUGCGCGCCCAUCUCACUCUGUAGGCCGGGGGCCAGCGCUGUCCGGAGACACUUCCGGGUCACGUGGCCAGCGUGACGAAGCUGCUCUGGCGAGCCUGCACCAGCGCAGCACAUGGAAACGUCGUUUACCUUCCCACUAGAAAGCGGUACCUAUUUAUCUACUUGCACUAAGAGUGCUUUCGAACUGCUAGGUGGGCUGGAGCUGGGACCGAACGACGGGAGCUCACCUGUCGCAGGGAUUCGAACUGCCGACCAUACGAUCGGCAAGUCCUAGGCUCUGAGGUUUUACCCACAGCGCCACCUGCGUCCCGCGUGAAUCGUUGGUAGGCUUUGUAAAAAAAUCAACUCAUUUUUAUUUGCAUAGUUUUGCUCUUGCAAUUCAUUCUUUCACGUAUUACAGUGGUAAACUGCUAUCUUAAGUACGCAGGAGUUAUUUGAAGUGUCCAGGAAUCAUUUGUGUAGAUAUGUUAUACAGUAUAAGAAUAGUUCCUUCUGACCUUGAAUCAAAGUCUUUUUUUCUUGAGCUUUUCCCCCUUGGAAAUGUUUCAUGCUGCUUUUAGCAGUCAUACAGGCACAUACGUUGUGCCCAUGGUAAAAACCUAUUUAACAAAAUGCUGGUCUCUGCAUUGCAAUUGAUGAGAAUGACCGGUUGAAUUGCUGUUGGUGAUUUAAGAUUGUUUUCCAGACCUUCGAAGGAUCUUAGCUUUACUGCCCUACGAUUCUCCUAGUGGGUCAGCUUCCUCAGGAUAUUCUACAAAGCAAUAGUUACUGCUAGAAAGGCUCUCAAUUGCUUCCUGUAUGAUUCUGUUAAGUCAUUAGACUGUUGAAAUACCGUAUUUUUCACUCCAUAAGACGCACUUUUCCCCUCCUAAAAAGUAAGGGGAAAUGUGUGUGCGUCUGUGAUGGGAUUAUGAGCUGCUUGUGCGUAAAAUCGUAUUCCCUCAGAGUUUGUUCAAGUCCACAAACCUCUGUCUGUGACUGAGCCCCUCUGACAUGGCUCCUCUUAGUCACUAGAAGAUUCCGACAGUGGUUGCUUUCGUAAUCGCUUCCAACAUAAAAGCUCCUUAACGGAAACACGUCUUCUGGACUCUCUGCGUGACAGUUUCCGGCGAGGAGUGGGUGUCGCUACAGGAGGUCCGGAAACCUCACCACUGUUUUCGCUGGAAGUAUCUCUGAGCCAUCCCCCAGCUCCCUUUCCCUCAGUUCAGCUUGUCUCCCCUGCUGGUUUCCUCUUCCGCUGCUGAGUCUCUUCCAACCUGUCUGAGCCCUUUCACCUCCCUCAGUUCAGCUUCUCUCCCUUGCUGGUUCCCUCUUCAGCUGCUGAAUCUCUUCCAACCUGUCUGAGUCCUUUCACCUCCCUUCCUUCCGAUGGCAGUUCCCUGACAUCCACCUCCCCUCCAGGGCCCCCUUCACCCCCUCUCGCCCCCUCCUCUACGGGCGGUGAGGAGGCAAACCCCGGAAUGAACUUCCUUCAUCUUCCGAUGUCUCGAACACUUCUCUCCACCUGUUGCGGUUCCUGGUCUCGAAGCACUCCUCCUCCUCCGAGUCCAUCUCCCCUUCCCCUUCCGAUUCUGGGAAUCCUUCCAACUCCUCCUCCUCCUCAGUGGUCCCAAAGUAUUCCCUCCGGAACCUCUCCACAGGCUGAGGUUUCCGCGGGAACCUUUGAUGGAACAUUUCUAUCAAUACCUCGUCAUUGAUAUCUUUGGCCAUUACCCACGUGUUUUCUGACUCCGGUUCUCCUUCCCACGCUACCAAAUACUCCACCUGAUUCCCCUUCCACCUGGCAUCAAGGAUUUCUGCCACAUGACUGCUGCAUUCUCUUUCUUCUAUGACCGGUCCCCGAGUGUCCAUCCCUUCUCGUCCCCUCGUACGGUGACAGUAACGACCUGUGAAAUACUGGGUGCAGUUUCAUGUGGUUGGGUAACCGGAGCCUGAAAGCCACUGGGUUGACCUGUUGAAUGACCUCAAAGGGACCCAACCUCCUGGGUCGUAAUUUCUUACAACCUCCUUUGAACGGCAACCCUCGGGUUGACAGCCACACCCUAUCUCCAACCCUUAUGGUUUCACCUUCCCUUCGGUUCUUGUCUGCCUGCCUCUUGUAUUCUUCCUUCGCCCUUUCUAAGUUGAGUUGGAGCUGACGGUGGAUUGCUUCCAUUUCUUCUACAAAAUGCUCGGCUGCCGGUACGCUCCAUCUCUCCCUUCUCCCCUGGGAAAGCCCUGGGAUGACACCCAUAAUUAGCCAAGAAGGGGCUCAUCCCUGUGGACACAUUCUCGGCAUUGUUGUAGGCAAAUUCCGCCAGCGCCAACUUUUCUACCCAGUCAUUCUCUCUGUCAUUGACAUAACACCUCAGGUAUUGCUGGAGGACACCGUUUGCUCUUUCCGCCUGCCCGUUGGUUUCAGGGUGCCGGGCAGUCGAAGAGUUGACCUCCACCUGCAGUAAGCUCAUGAGCUUCCUCCAGAACCUGGAAGUAAAUUGUUUUCCUCGGUCUGAGACCACCCUCAAUGGCACCCCGUGCAACCUAAAAAUGUGUUCUACAAAUAACUUCGCUGUCUCUUCCGCCGUGACUGCAUGCGAGCAAGCUACAAAGUGGCACAUCUUUGUUAGUAGGUCUACCACCACCAUGAUGGCUGUUUUCCUUUGGACUUCGGCAGAUCAGUCAUAAAAUCUAUCGACACUGCCUCCCAAGGUCGUUCUGGUGUUGGUAAGGGUUCUAAUAGCCCCGCCGGCGCCCGCCUUUCCCCUUUGGCUCGCUGGCACUGCUCGCACCCUCUUACAUACUCACGUACAUCCUCCCUCACCUUAGGCCACCAAAAUUCCCUGGUGACCAACCACAUGGUUUUGUGUUGCCCAAAAUGCCCCGCCGUGGGGCUGUCAUGCAACUGCUUGAGUACCCUCCCCUCUUAAGUCUCCUUCAGGGAUAUACAGUGCCCCUUUGUAAUACAAAGCUCCAUUUCUUUCCUCGAAACCCCUUGAUUCCUCUCCCUCAUCCCUAAGACCUCUGAGCUUAUUCUGGGCGUAUUCAUCAUUCUCUGUUUCUUCUACCAGUUCUCUUUGUCCCACCAAUGCCGCCCCACACACCCAGCGGUCCUCUGGAAUGACAUGUCUCUCCCCCUCCCAAUAUUCAGGUUUGCGUGAGAGAGCGUCCGCCCUAAUGUUCUCUGGGCCUGGCACGUAACAAAUCUCAAAGUUAAAUUUGGAGAAUUCCUGGGCCCAUCUCACUUGCCGUUGGUUGAGCACUCGUGCCGUCCUCCAAUACUCUAGGUUCUUGUGGUCAGUGCACACUUGCACCUUAUGUUGUGCGCCAAUUAGCAGGUGCCUCCAUCUCCGGAACGCCUCAUGAAUGGCUAGUAGUUCUCGGUCAUACACCGUGUAGUUCCUCUCGGAUUUGUUCAGCUUUCGCGAAAAAAGCACACGGUCUCCACUCUGACUCCUCCUUCCCUGGCUGGAGAAGCACCGCCCCAACCGCUCUGUCUGAUGCGUCAGUUUCCACUCUCAUCGGUUUUUGUAAAUCCACAUGCAGGAGCUGUUGUUCCGAGGCGAAGGCCCUUUUAGUUCCUCAAAUGCUUGCUCCGCCUCCUCCGUCCAAACGAACUUCUUCUUACUGCUGAGACAGUCCGUAAUGGGCGCCGUCAGGUGGGCAAAGUUUGGGAUGAACUUACGAUAGAAGUUCCCAAACCCUAAAAACCUCUGCACAUCCUUCCUUGUUUUGGGUGUUUUCCAUUCCAGUACCGCCUGGACCUUGCCGGGAUCCAUGGCCAACCCCUUGUCAGACAGGCGAUACCCCAGGAAUUCCACCUCCUUGGUAUGAAACUGACACUUCUCCAGUUUCACCCACAGCUGGUUGGCUUGCAGCCUGCUCAACACUUCUCUGACGUCUCUCACAUGCUGCUCCUCAUUCUCAGAAUACACCAACACGUCGUCUAAGAAGGCCACACAAUUCUUGUAAAGCAACGGCCCCAGGACGUGGUUCAUAAACGAUUGAAAUGUUGCGGAGCCUGCUUGUAGACCGAAGGGCAUAACUAAGUAUUCAAAUGCCCCUAAAGGGGUGAACAUGGUGGUUUUCCAUUCAUCCCCCUUCCUUAUUCGUAUCAGGUUGUACGCCCCCUUAGAUCCAGCUUGGUGAAAAUCUUUCCCUUUCGCACCCUUGUCAAAAUGUCGUCAAUCCUGGGCAUCGGGAAGGCCACUGGUUCUGACACUGCAUUUAAGGCCCUGAAGUCACACACCAGUCUCGGCUUGUUCGUGUUUUUUUGUCCACAAAAACACUGGGCUGCCCCCACCGCCCUGGACUCUCUGAUGAACCCUCUCUUCAGGUUCUUGUCAAUGAACUCUCUUAGCUCCUGCAUCUCUCUGUCUGACAUGGCGUACAGCUUGCCCACAGGGAGCUGUGCCCCAGGGAGCAAAUUGAUUUGACAGUCAAAGGCUCUAUGCGGUGGUAGUUGGUCAGCUUCCCUUUCGCUGAAGACGUCGCGGAGAUCUGCGUAUUGUCGUGGUACCUUCACGUUCUCCUUCACUUCAGUCCCUGCUAGGGUGGCUUGGGCCCCUGCCAAAACCUUUCCCUCUUUGCAAUGUUCUAAGCAAUGUGCUGACCCAAAAGAAACCACUCUCUGAUGCCAGCCCACCAGCGGAUCAUGUAACGCUAGCCAGCUCAUCCCCAAUAUAAUGGGAGCUCCUCCCAAGGUGGCCACAUUAAAAGCUAUCAGUUCAGUGUGCCUUGCCACCUUCAUUAUCAUUGGGACGGUCUGCAAGCUGACUUCUCCUCCCAACAGCUCCCUGCCAUCGAUCGUGGUUACCUGCAGGGGUUGCUUAAAGGAGCGUCUGUAUCUGGUGUUCAGCUGCAAACUCUUUGCUCAUGAAAUUGCAGGAGCUGCCUGAGUCCAACAGCGCCUUUAUCUUUAGAGGGUGUCCGUUUGGGAGCUCUAGUGUCACUUCUAUCACUAGGGCGGGUUUAGGAGGUUCUGGAGUGGGCACUUUCACUGCUCUUUGGCCUGGCUGCUGUGCCCCGACAAUGGCAGCCAGGCGUUGGCUUUAGUUGCUCCGGUAUUUUUUCCUCUCUUCCCUCCACAGCUCCCACCAUCCCUUGCCAUUCCUUCCUCUGGGGGCAGACUCUGGCAAAGUGCCCUGGCUGUUGGCAGAGAUAGCAUUUCCGGGCGCCUUUUCCAUCCUUCUUUCCCCCCUCACUGGGCUUUGAAACUGCGCGCGCGCGCUGUUCCGAUUUCCAUCGGCUCUGCCGGCGGGACAGUUGGCUCUGGAAUGUCUGGAAUGCGGAACUCCUUCCAACGUUCCCUUUCCCUUCCCGCCUCUCCAAUGCUCUCGCCUCCUGGCGCGCUCCUAUGGCCAGCGCUGAUUUGGUCAGCUGGUCCAUAGACUCCGCCCUGGGCGCCCGGGAAAGUUCAUCUUUCACAGCCGAAGAAAGCCCUUCUUCAAAGAGCAUUUGAAUGGGUUCCGCCGAUAAGUCCCACCCCAAUCUGUGUAUCAGCAUGGUGAACUCAGUCCAGUACUCACGUACAGAUCGGCUCCCCUGUUUGCAAGCCAUUAACUGUCUGCGCACCACUCCCUUUCAAUAUCGCUGGAAAACAUCAGAUCCAUGGCGCGAAAGAACUUCAUCGUGUCUUUUAAGACGUCACUAUUCGCUGCCAUCAGGGGUCUAACCCAGUCUCUCGCCCCCUUUUCAAGAUGCCCAAUCACAAAAGCCACUCGUGAUUCCUCAUCAGGGAAAUCAUCAAACUGCAGAUUGAGGGCAUAUUGCAUUUCUGUCCGAAAGCUAUGAUAGUCUUUGGGCUCCCCCCCAAAUCUUUGCACCAAUCCUGGUACCUUUCUGGCGAGCUGGGUGGCUUUCUCCCUUUUGUCUGCAUCUUGAGCCCUCCUCUCCUCCAGCCUCGCCGUCUGCAGCGCCAGCUGGACCUCUAACACCCGGUACCUUUCUUCCAGGCUUGGACCCGCUCCAGCCCCUGCUUCUCCGGUUCCUGCUGGGUUGCUCAUUAUUAUGCCGUCUCCUGCACAAGCUGCGUUCAAAGACUGUCGGAAUGCUGUGAUGGGAUUAUGAGCUGCUUGUGCGUAAAAUCGUAUUCCCUCAGAGUUUGUUCAAGUCCACAAACCUCUGUCUGUGACUGAGCCCCUCUGACAUGGCUCCUCUUAGUCACUAGAAGAUUCCGACAGUGGUUGCUUUCGUAAUCGCUUCCAACAUAAAAGCUCCUUAACGGAAACACGUCUUCUGGACUCUCUGCGUGACAGUUUCCGGCGAGGAGUGGGUGUCGCUACAGGAGGUCCGGAAACCUCACCACUGUUUUCGCUGGAAGUAUCUCUGAGCCAUCCCCCCCAGCUCCCUUUCCCUCAGUUCAGCUUGUCUCCCCCCUGCUGGUUUCCUCUUCCGCUGCUGAGUCUCUUCCAACCUGUCUGAGCCCUUUCACCUCCCUCAGUUCAGCUUCUCUCCCCUUGCUGGUUCCCUCUUCAGCUGCUGAAUCUCUUCCAACCUGUCUGAGUCCUUUCACCUCCCUUCCUUCCGAUGGCAGUUCCCUGACAGCGUCUUAUGGGGCGAAUGCAGGCAGGAAAAGCCCCCAAGAGCCGCACGCAAGCUCCGCGCGGCUCUUGCAGGCUUUUCUACGAGGUGGGAGAAGGGCAGCGUGUCACUGACACGCUGCCCUUCUUCCACCUCGUAGAAAAGCCCGCAAGAGCUGCGCACCCUUUAAAGAGCAUGCGGCUCUUGGGGGCUUUUCCAGGAGGUGGGGGAAGGGACUGAGGGGCUGCCCUCUGUCCCUUCCCCACCUCCUGGAAAAGCCCCCAAGAGCCGCGCUGAGCGUCGCGGCUUUAGAGAGCCUGCGCUGAGGGAGGGUGACGGGCUUCCCUUCUCCCUCCUCGGGGAAAAGCCCCCAAGAGCCGCAUACACACUCCACGCGGCUUGUGAAAGGAAGCACUGAGCAUACAGGCUCUGCUCAGCGCUCCCUUUAAAAGUGUUUUUUUUCUUGCAUUCCUCCUCUAAAAACUAGGUGCGUCUUAUGGAGCGAAAAAUACAGUAAUCUACCUUCUAGACCUUAACAGCGCUAUCAAGUGUGAAAUUAAGGAAGCCUUGCCCAGUGGAAGCUUAGUUCUCUGUGGAUGCAGAGCGUUCUUAUGCCUGGUAUUUCUUUCAAGCCUCUCAGUGAUACGUCCAAAAUAACCCAUGUAAAAGUGUGAAUCUCGAGGCCGUUCCCCCUUGCAGCUUUUCUCUUUGUUUAGGGUGACGAUGAAGCUGGAGCUGAGGAAGGAGGAGGCGGAGGUGCUCCUGAUGCUGAAACAGGUGAAGGGGAUGAUGAUGCUACAGAUGCAAAAAGAAGAGCAAAGCAGGAGGAGGAGGUAAUGAUAUACUGUUAGGUCCCAGUAAAGGUAAAGGGACCCCUGACCAUUAGGUCCAGUCGUGUCCGACUCUGGGGUUGUGGCGCUCAUCUCGCUUUAUUGGCCGAGGGAGCCGGUGUACAGCUUCCAGGUCACAUGGCCAGCAUGACUAAGCCACUUCUGGCGAACCAGAGCAGCGCACGGAAACGCCGUUUACCUUCCUGCCAGAGCGGUACCUAUUUAUCUACCUGCACUUUGACGUGCUUUCGAACUGCUAGGUUGGCAGGAGCAGGGACCGAGUAAUAGGAGCUCACCCCGUCGCGGGGAUUCGAACCACCGACCUUCUGAUCGGCAAGUCCUAGGCUCUGUGGUUUAACCCACAGCACCACCUGCGUCCCUCUUAGGUCCCAGUAGGCUCUGCUUGUUUCAGUAAGAGCCGACUAAGAAAGGCCUUCUGCUCAGGUCAGUUUCUGAAGCAGAAGGAAAGGGAGGUGGGAUAAAGGGAAGGGUCGAAAUACUUAAGGAGCAAUAUUUUGUCCAAGUAAUAAAUCUGCUUCAUUAAAGAUUUGGCUUGCAGUGUUCUGUAAUGAGUAUAUGUUGUCUAGAGAAGUAUAUGACUCAAAGCAGCUUUAUACUGGUUGCCAGAUGACGACAGCCUGUGUAAGUCAUGUUUUUAAACAAGGCUUCACCUGCCUGCUUUUACUUUGGAGGGAAAGCAUCCAUAGGGCCCUGAUCCAGAACCUGCUAUUGCUCCAGGGGUCUCACAAUUUUUUUCCUUCUGAAAAUCACCCCCUGAAGGUGCUGUUUGUUGGUUUUUAAGCAGAAAACUAGUGUGGGGUGCCGGUUGAGAUCAGGAAGUUAGGAUCAAUGGAAGAUUCUUUUCAAUGGCCCAAUUGAAAGUGAAAUUUGAAAUUAUCCUUGUACACUGGUUCUAGUACUUGGAGAUGCAAAACUUGCUUAAACUUGUUUAAACAUUCCCCCCCCCCUUUUUUUUUGUUGGUUAGGGUUCGCCUCUGACUGAAGUGUAUCUUUCUUGCAGGUUGAUUAUGAGAGCGAUGAGGACAAUGAGGUGGAUGAUGAUGAUAUUCCGGAUGAGGAAGAGACACAAGGGUUGGAUGAGAGGAGCCCAGAGGGAACGGAAUCUCAGGAUGAGCAUUAUGCGCCUUCCUCUAGUCAACAAACUCGAAACAAGAGGAAGAACUUGGAUGAAUUAGCACAGCAGAGAAUUAAUGCUGUGCAGGAGAGCAGCGAUUCCAUAGAGAGUUAUGCCUACGACAUAAAAAAUGAACUGUGGUGUAAGGUAAGGUGGUGGAAGUGUGUGCGUCCAAAAACUGAUGUGUUCAAGCUGCGGAGCACAAACCAUAAUGUUGCAAUUGACCUAUUUAUUUGGUUAUUUAACAUUUUAGCCCACUUUAUCGCAGAGGCUUUAAAGUGGCUUGCAAAUAAGAAAAGGUAAACAUUAUUUACCAAAUACAAACAAAUAUAGGCAUAAAGCAGCAGAUAAAGCUCGAAAAGAAAAUGACUAGCUAGUAGAAAUCUUAUAGAAAAAUACUUACACACUAUGAUAAAAUAAUAGGAGGGGAAGUGACCAUUUGCUUUGUGCAAUACAGUGUUCCCACAUCAAUUUGUGGGGACCUCCUACUUUUGCCACGAUUCCAAAAGAGGGUGAAUCUCCAGACAUAUUUGCUCUGAGCUGUUUCAGGGGUGGAAGCGGGUCCCAAAGUGAGGCGUUCACAAAGUAAAGGAAGGAUUGAACUCUGAUUAAUAAGAAUACACACAGAGGCUUGAACCAGCAAGACUCUGGGAAAGGUGCGUAUAAUAAUCUCUCUCCCUCUACCCCUCGGCCCAGGUCGUUUUAUUCACAAAAGAACUUUUACAGAGUGUUCGUAAGAACCAAUCAGAUUUCUUCUGAGCAUUUCAACAAACCCCACGUGGGGACAAAGUUAAACUACAAACACUAGUUAGGCAUGCAUACUUUUGGAGUAAAUGAAUGAAAACUAUGAAGGAGUGCAUUCAGCGACCCCGGAGGUCAUGAACAAUCAAUACACAUGAUAAGAAGGAUGGCCAGGAGGACAGCGAUCAUUAUCACCUUUAUGUGAAACCUGUUUCCUGGCCCUAAGAUUAACAUCCUAAGAUUAACAUAUCAGAAAAGCUACAUCAAAGAAACUGCCCACUGUCUUUGAUGACCCAGGAUGCCUGCCUGGUGAAGAAGCAACUGGCGGUACGUGACUGGUCAAGAAAGAGAAAUGGAACAGGGAUGCAGAGGUGUGGAUUGAUCAAGAAUUAUAUCAAAAUAGUUUAAACCCAGUCAACGCAAUGCUUUCAUUGCUGACACAGAUGGCUUACUCUAUAUUUGUUAUAAUUACUCAUAGCAAUCCCACCUGAUCACUACACCAAAGCUCAGCUCACCUACUGCUCUAGCUCAUCGGGAGGUUUUUAAAUCACUGUAUUAAGAAGUGGGUGUUAGGUUUGCUCUUCUCAGUGGAUCGAAAAGGCUGCCUUUUAACGCAGGAUUAUAUUGUGCCCCCUUCUAGGUCUCACUGAAACUUCCUUUAACGAAGCAGUACUUUGACCUUGCCUCACUUGUGACAACUCUGGCAAACAACACUGUUGUCCAGGAGACAAAAGGGAUCACACGGUGUCUCUUAAACGAAACCAGCAAUAAGAAAGGAGAGAUGGUGCUCACUUUGCAGACCGAAGGGAUAAACCUCCCUGAGCUUUUCCGAUAUGCUGACGUAUGUAACGAGGAGCUGCUCUGUGUUUCCUAUAGGGUGUCAAAGAAGGAAAGCAAUGGGGGAGUCUGUCAUGAGAAUGGUCUGAUAUUUUUUUUAAGCUCACCUUGCAGCAUUUUCCUGGUGGCUUGAGAAGCUUAUGCAGAUCUCGGUCACACCAAAGCGAAGCUGAUAAUUGUGCCGCUGAUUUCAGUGAGAAGUCCCAGCUUUUGCUUUUGAGUAGAGCAUUGUGAUUUUGCCAUUGUCAAAAUAAAACCGCUUUUGACCUAUUGCUUCAGUAGCUGUGAGCAGAUUUGAGGAAACGUUUCCUUUUGUGUUUGGGCAAAGUGCCCUGGAAAUUGAGUGCCUGAUAUUUGCAAAAGCUACUGUCAAAGGAUAGUAAGAAGCCACAGAAAUUCAGUGGAAAGUGGAUCACACUAGUCGAGAGGGGAACAGCACUGUCCAUAAGGAGUUCAACCAAUAUGUGUUAACAUAACUCCAGCGGGUGCAGAAUGCCGCGGCGAGACUCCUUAUGGGGUCCUCGCUGUGGGAUCACAUUCACCCGGUGCUAUACCAGCUGCACUGGCCCCCGGUGGAGUACAGGAUCAGGUUUAAGGUGCUGGUGUUAACCUUUAAAGCCCUAUAUGGCCUAGGACACUCGUACCUACGGGACCGCCUCUCCUGGUAUGUCCCACAGAGGAACUUACAAUCUUCAAAUAAAAACAUCUUGGAGGUCCUGGGCCACAGAGAGGUUAGGCUGGCCUCAACCAGAGCCAGGGCUUUUUCGGCUGUGGCUCUGAUCUGGUGGAACGCUCUGCCACAAGAUACUAGGGCCCUGCGGGACUUGACAUCUUUCUGCAGGGCCUGCAAGACAGAGCUGUUCCGCCAAGCCUUUGGCCAGGGCACAGCCUGACCCCCCCCUCCUUUGGCAAUUUUCUCAGAACUCUACCCAAUGGUUGCCUUCAAUUUGAUUUGAAGUAAUUAUUAUUAUUAUUAUUUAUUAUUUAAAUGAAAUGAUUUUAAAAUGUUGUCUUAUUUUAUUGUUGUUAGCUGCCCUGAGCCUGGCUUCAGCUGGGGAGGGCGGGAUAUAAAUAAAAAUUUAUUAUUAUUAUUAUUAUUAUUAUUAUAUAUUUCCUGACUCUUGCUGUGAAGAACUUAAGUGUUUUAAGAAAAAUUAGAGCAAACUACUUGUAACGGUUUCUGGAAUGGAAUAUGCAAAUGAUAAUUACAGCAAGUAGGUGUGGUCAUGAUCUGUCAUGCAGUCUGCAUCAUACACACCUCUGCCCUAAGUAAUUGAGUCACAUGCAGUCUGUGUUUGUGUGGUUUUUAAGGGGCAUGUUUAGAAUAAAUCCCCCUUCCCCCCCGGUCUGUCCAGCUGCUGCAUUUUUAUUUGCUUUCCAACAAGCUACAUACACACUUCUUGAUUAACUUCAAAAAGUAGCUCACCUGUCAACUGUCCCCUCUCUUUUAGAUUUUUGAUGUGAACCGGCUUUAUUGCAAUGAUAUUCACGCGAUGGCCAAUACCUAUGGCAUUGAGGCUGCCUUGAAAGUCCUUGAGAAAGAGAUUAAAGAUGUGUUUGCUGCAUAUGGUAAGAUGGUUUUAUUUUUUUAUUUUUAUUGAUACAGCAAGAAAAAACAAAAAAACACAAAUACCAAAUUACACACAGGAAUAACCAUAGAUACAUAAUUUUCUUAACAAACAAUAAAACAUAUAUUGGUCUUAACACUAAAGACCCAACCUCCCGUCUAUUCCAUAUCUUGAUUUCAUAUUACUGAUUGCCGAUACACACUUUUAUCAUAAUUAAACUUUUUUUUAAAUAUAUCUAAUUUCUUAUAUCUACCUUGCAACUAUUACUGAAGUUCCUCGAAUGCUGCAACAGUAAGAUGGUUUUAGAUUGUCAGUUGAUCCUAACUGUAGAUGCAAAACAUGGCCUAUCCGAUCAAGCUUUGGGGAGGAAAAAACUCCAUUCUGCUUGUAUUGGCUGUAUUUCCCAUUCUCUCGUAACCUGUGUGCUCUUACAGGCCAAAGAGAUGGUGAGGCUUUAGUAAAGAUUUAUCAGCAUGACUUAAAGGAAGAUAUUGGAGGACAGGCUCCAUUGAAGUCCGCCUUUCAUCUCCCUAUUAACGUUUUAAAGAGGCAAAGCUCUAACCUUCCUCCUUGUUUUGACAGGGAUUGUGGUUGAUCCUCGGCAUCUCUCUCUGGUGUCGGACUACAUGUGCUUCGAAGGCGUUUACAAGCCACUCAAUCGGUUUGGGAUACAGUCCAAUUCGUCCCCCUUGCAGCAAAUGACAUUUGAGACGAGCUACAAGUUUCUGAAGGAAGCCACAAUGCAGGGUAAAUAAUCGGGGCAAUCCGUGCUAUUUCAGUGCCGUAUCCAAACCAGAUUGUCUGCAGGACCCAGAUAAUCCACUCUAUCCAAGCAUACCCGAAGCUACAUGGCCACUACCAUCUCUGCCACCUUUGCCUCAAAUAGAAUAGUUGUCAUCUGCCUAGUUAGAAGCAAUGGGGGAUAUGUGGCCUUCAAGGUGUUGGACUGCAAUUUCUGUCAUUCAUGACCCUUGGCCAUGUUGCCUAGGGGAGGUGGAAAGAGGAGUCCAGCAGCACUGGGGGGUCAGAAGUUCCCGUUCUCUGCUAUAGGCAGUUCUGUUAUCCUAGAGAAAAAGUAUGUAUGCAGGCACAGAUGAUGUGCAAGAUCAGUCCCUCAAAUUAUGAGCCUGGUCACCCUUAUGAACACUUUGCAUGGAGCUAUUUACCUUUUAGGGGACGCGGGUGGCGCUCUGGGUUAAACCACAGAGCCUAGGGCUUGCCGAUCAGAAGGUCGGUGGUUCGAAUCCCCGCGACGAAGUGAGCUCCCGUUGUUCGGUCCCAGCUCCUGCCAACCUAGCAGUUCGAAAGCACGUCCAAGUGCAAGUAGAUAAAUAGGUACCGCUCCGACGGGAAGGUAAAUAGCGUUUCUGUGCGCUGCUCUGGUUCACCAGAAGUGGCUUAGUCAUGCUGGCCACAUGACCUGGAAGCUGUACGCCGGCUCCCUCGGCCAAUAAAGUGAGAUGAGCGCUGCAACCCCAGAGUCCGUCACGACUGGACCUAAUGGUCAGGGGUCCCUUUACCUUUAUUUACCUUUUACCCCAAGUUUAACUACUCAAUGGUCAUAUCUGGUGCCUGCCCCCAUCAACACUGACAUUGGCAAAAAGUGACUAACUGUUCUUGAAAUGAUAAGGAUUUACCUGUCUUUCUCAUGAAUUUCGAGGUGGGGUUCGGGGAGCAAAAAAAUUUUUGGUUAUUGGUUCAUUUCCACAUUUUAUUUGGAAAGCAAUUGUCCCUCAGGUGAUCACAAUUUCUACUGAACACUAGCUGUCUAAAUUUGCAUUGCUGGUGAUAAUCACAUUUGUGAUUUAGUAUGAAUGAGAAUUCUGGGGGACAGUCUUACCACUCAACCGAAACAGGUGUCAAAGCCGGACUUCUUCUUUAAAGACAAUUCCAUUCAGGCGGAGUGCUUGUUUCUGGAAAUAAAGCUUUGUCAUCAGAAUUAGGACUCAUAGUUAAGAUCUCUUCUAACUAGCCAUGAACUGGCACAGUAGUAAAAAAAGACUGGGAAGGGCCAAAUUCGCUGCAAGAGCCCACACAUUCACGGAGUCUCACUAAGACAUAGUUUGGAUUACCAUGUCAUGUGAACAUGUCAUUUGCUAUCAAAGGAUCAUUGGUCCCUGCAAUAUCUGCAGUGUGAAAUGGCCUUUGUAGUCUGCAGAUCUAGUCAAAUGAUGUAAGAGGAUCUCAGAAGAAUUCCUUUUGGAGACCUGUGUCAUCUCUGAGAUAUAGAAAUUAAAAAUAAAAAUAAAGUAAUAGCAUCUUCUAAUACUGUUUAAGCUUCUACUUAAAUUGAUUUGAUAAAAGAUGGAUCAGCUAAAAUGAGAUGCAUCCUCAGUUUACAUCCAACAGCAAGUGGCUAUGCUACUCCUACACACACACACACACACACACACACACACACACACACACACAAAGCAAGCCAAGCAAGUUAUCUUUCUUAUGUCAGACUUCCAAGUCCCAAAAUAUAAUUGAUCUAGUUUUGAUUUCUUUUUUUUUCUAGGCUCCCAUGAUGAACUUCAGUCUCCUUCUGCUUGCCUCGUGGUAGGAAAAGUUGUCAAAGGAGGAACAGGCUUGUUUGAUCUGAAACAGCCUCUAAAAUAGUGUGCCUGCUUUUGCUUAACUUAAAGACUAUUAAACUUUUUUUUUCUAGAAAGAAACAUGCUGCUAUUUUUCUUUGUUUGAUUUUGGAGGUUUUCCAGCUGUCAUUGAAUGUAAAUACUACUGUUGACCUUAUUGAGUUGAUAACUACUUGUGCCUUCGGAUCUUCAGGAAUUAUAUUUAAUAAUAAUAAAGGUCUUGUGCUAUUCCCUCAGUUUGUGUUUUUAUUUACCUGUGGGUUCAUUAAUCAGAGUAGACAAUACAGUGGUGCCUCACAAGACGAAAUUAAUCCGUUCCGCGAGUCUCUUCGUCUUGCGGUUUUUUCGUCUUGCGAAGCGCGGCUAUUAGCGGCUUAGCGGCUAUUAACGGCUUAGCGGCUAUUAGCGGCUUAGCGGCUUUAAGAAAAAGGAAACAAACUUGCAAGAACUCGCAAGACGUUUCGUCUUGCGAAGCAAGCCCAUAGGGAAAUUCGUCUUGCGGAACGACUCAAAAAACGCAAAACCCUUUCGUCUAGCGAGUUUUUCGUCUUGCGGGGCACCACUGUAUGUUCCGGGUUUGAGAUGUGUUACCAGACAGUCUGGCAUGAUGCUUUUCCAGCAGGAAGUGAAAGCUCCAAUGUGUUUGUGGUCCCAAGCCUUGCAUGCCUGUCUCUGGUUGCCAAGAAAGAACCUUCCUCUGCAGUUUUUUUAGUAUUUCCUGGCACCUUGACUUAAACCCCCAUUUUUAAUUCACCACCAAGGAAGAAGUGAAGAUCUACAUUAGGAACAAUGGGAGAAUAAAGAUCUACAUCAGGAUCUGCUGCCCCUGUUGCUUAGUUGGUUGAGCACAAGACUCCUAAUCUCACGUUUGUAGGUUCGAGCCCCAAAUUGAGCAAAAGACUCAAUUUGCAUUGCAGGGGGUUGGACUAUCCUUGUGGUCUCUUCCAGCUCUAUGAUCCUGCUGCCCAAGGCAGUCACCUCACCUUGCCUCAUGAAAGGGCCAGGCCAGCCCUGAAAAAGCAGCCCCUUUUUAAUUUGGAUCUUACUUUCUGUAAAAAAAAAAUUGGCUAAAUAUUGAUAUGCAGGUCAAUGGAGCACAUGCAGCCGGGCAUUUCAUUAGGACUGGGAUUUAAACCACACUGCAGCCUAACUGGUGUAACUCCUCCAACCUACAACAUAGUUUGCAUUGGUAGGGCAAUUUUCUUACAUAUAUUUAAAAUUUAUCUUGUAUGUAAAAUUUGGUAUGCUUAUGUUUGAGACUUAACCUUGAUGGAAAAGCUUACCAGAAAGGGUACCAGGAAGAAGACAACGUAAGAAUCUACCAAAUCUUUUACAAAACGUGCUUCAUUUGCAACGAGGAAAAAGAAAUGCUUAUAAAGCACCCCAAGACACAUCAAACCUGUGGAACGACAAUGUUUUAAAAUGGGCAGCUAUUGAAUUUAUUAUUAUUAUUACUAAUACAACUGAAUGCAGCUGUGGUUGCUAUGCAAUGGGGCAGGAACUGCCAAUUGACUGCAUGUUUGUUCCUACAGUCAAUUUUUUGUUAUAUCUAUUUUAUCUGUAAACUGCCUUGAGUCUCUGUCAGGGGAAAGGGUGGGUGGUAAUAAUAAUAAUAAUAAUAAUAAUAAUAAUAAUAAUACCUAACAAUGUGUACACAUGUGCAGAUUUCCCCUUCCUUUCACCUGCCCCGAGCAAGAAAUAAGAAAAAGAACAUGAACUAUAUAUCCCUGUGUUCUUUGGUGCUACAUAUCCUACAGCCCAAUUUCAACCGUCACACUAUUAAUAACAAUAAAAAAUUCAUUUAUUGCAUUUAUAUACCAUCUCUAUCUUACAAGGAACUGGAGGCAGUACAUUAUUCUCCUCACAACAACAACCCUGUGAGGUAGGUAAGGCUAUGAUACGGUCCAGUGGCCCAACGUCAUGGCUUCGUGGGGAUUCGAACCCUUGCCUCCCAAGAGCCAUGGAUCCCUCUCUGUUCACCCCGGGCAGUCGCCACUUCCGCCCGGCCGCAGAAAGGGCAAAGCCCAAAAAAGGUGGUGAUGGGGAAGGACUGAAAGGAACCCGGAAGUCGCAUCUGCAUAGCCGAGCGUUGUCACUCUACCAUUUCCCACCCUUUCUCUAUGGACGGCGCAGGGCUUUUCUCCGCCCCUUCCCUUCCCCAGCUUCAAAGCGGCAGCGGGUUACCUUGCGGAGAAGGCGCCGGGCUGCGACGUGAGCUGCGUAGCGCUGCGCCAGUGGCGUCGUUGGCCCCGCCUCCCCCUCACACACACACACCGGACACCGUUUCUUUAUCUCGCUGGGCCGCUGAGGGGAACCAGCCGAGAGGUGUUGAGGUGAGAGAGGAGCGGCCCUCGGGGGGCUGAGUAAGGGCGGGAGAGGGCCGUUAGGGGCCGAGGAGGAGGAGGCCGCCGCGCGUGCGGCCCCCCCCCAACGGUUCAUUUUCAAACGCGUUCCCUCCCUGCCCCGUCAGGGAGACCCUUGGGAGAAGAAAGGGUCUCUCGUCUGCGCAUGCGCGCGCAGCAGGGCCGGCCCACCCGUGAGGCCAGGUGAGGAGACCGCCUCAGGCGGCCGGGUCCUUAGGGUCGACAGCUCUCGGCGUCCAUCUUUUCUUACUCUCAGCCCCCCAGGUUCCUUGCCUCACGCUGUCUUCCCUUGGCAGAGAAGAAGGGGGCGCCCCAUUUUGGGGGGUUCGCCUCGGACAGCCAAAUGUCUUGAGCAGGCCCUGUGUCAGUACGAGGGGGGAAACUAGGGAAUAAAAUGCUGUAGAAUGCAGUGGUACCUCGGGUUACAUACACUUCAGGUCACAGACUCCGCUAACCCAGAAAUAGUGCUUCAGGUUAAGAACUUUGCUUCAGGAUGAGAACAGAAAUCGUGCUCCGGCGGCGCGGCAGCAGCAGGAGGCCCCAUUAGCUAACAUGGUGCUUCAGGUUAAGAACAGUUUCAAGUUAAGAACAGACCUCCGGAACGAAUUAAGUACAGUGGUACCUCAGGUUAAGUACUUAAUUCGUUCCAGAGGUCCGUACUUAACCUGAAACUGUUCUUAACCUGAAGCACCACUUUAGCUAAUGGGACCUGCUGCUGCUGCCGCGCCGCCAGAGCACGAUUUCUGUUCUCAUCCUGAAGCAAAGUUCUUAACCUGAAGCACUAUUUCUGGGUUAGCGGAGUCUGUAACCUGAAGCGUAUGUAACCUGAAGCGUAUGUAACCCGAGGUACCACUUUACAUAAGCUGUUAAGGGUGGGAAGGAACCCUUAGCUUCACCCCUGAUAACAGAUAAGCAACAGCAGCCUCAGGAGCGAAGUGGGUCCUGAAAAGAGGGAGACAGUUGGGGUUUGCCAAUGUUUUUUUUGCUCCAGCAGAGCUCCUGUGCUUUAGACAGUUGCAUGGCAGAGCUUGCCCCAGUUGAAGCCUCGUGCUGGGUAUUCCUUCACCAGCUCUGUCGUGAUCAUCACGCUUGCCAAGAUGAACAAAUUAGAUGAACAAGAUGCAUUUGACUUUGGGGAGUGGGGCGUGCAAGACAUUUGCAACGUUUGUGCAUUAAAAGUCUUGAUUUCCCUCCCUCCCCUUGCAUACCUACGUAAGGUGCUUUGUUCCUGCAUCUCCAGUUGUAGGGGCAUCGUAGAAGUUACUGUUGGGCAUUUCAGUCUGGAGUCCUAAGAUGGCAUACCCAUAGAAAUAUUGAGAAGGCUAAUGUUAGCAAAACACUCUUCCUGUAUGUGUUUUGUUUGCGCACGUGCUCUCUCUGCAUAGUUCCUAUCACCAGCAUUCACAUUGUGCUCUUUAAGUAAUUAAAUUUGGCUGAUGUGAUUUUGAUUACUGCAUGACAACCCGGUGAGCUUUGUGACUGCAGAGGCAUUUGUGUCUGGUGCUCCUGGAUCUAAGUCCAGUACUUAAGCCAUUGCACAGUUCUCACCACCUUUUGGAGCCCUGCUUAUUUGGUUCAUCCCAUACUAAGAGUUUUCCUUUACCAAACAAAAGUACUGUUGGUUAGAAUUAAGGUAGAAGGAGCCCAUUUGUUUUACAGCCUUUUGAAUCACUUUCUGCCUUUUGUUUUGUUUUGUUAUUACCAGGCCUAUUUUAACAUUUCAUGCCUUUGGAGUAGCAUUACCAAGUCUGGAUUCCAUGUCUUUCCUUGUAAGUAAACCCGAACGAAUUAGGGUGAGUGUCAAACACUUUCACGAUUUAAUUAGCAUUUCUCUGCACGUCCUUUCAAGGUAUAGGGCUUGCUUUAUGAGACAGAGCUGUGUUGACUUGGGACUCAGCUAUACAGCUGCAAAGAAAAUGUUUUAAGUGUGUUGUAAAGUGCAAUAUACGAAUGUGACACUUGAUGGCGAUGGUGAGCUAUGGCAAAUCCCAUAUUUUUUCAAAAUGUUUUUUAAAAAGCAUUUUCACAACGUUUCCUUUUCAGAAAGCAUCUCAUCCUGUGAGGGUGAUGACAGAAGUUAGGAACAGCACACAUUGAUUGCAAUCCUAAGUGUACUUUCUGGGAAAGAAACAAUGUUCUUGAGGAAAGAUACAGUUAGUUUCAAGCUGGAACUGAUAAGUUCACUCGGUUCAAAAUUAUGAUUUGGGUGUGAAGCGGUUCUUUGUAGGUGGACCAUUUUUGACAAAGCUGGCCACUGCUAUCUUAAAGAAGAUCCAUAGCAGUAAACACAAUGUCAUGCAGUUUAAGCAGCUAGACUCAGUGCUGAUUUAACAUGUUUGUUUAACUUUUUUUUUCUUUGCUAAAUGUGUGCCAUCUUAAUUUUUACAUGCGAUAUAAAUAUAUGAAAGUUGUUUUUUCUGAAAAGUAGCUGUGAAAUAUUUGACUUGAGGAACAAUUCAACAACAUACACUUAGCAUGGGUUAAAUGUUAUUUUUAAACAAAUCCAGACAUUUACUUGGCAUUAGUUUUGUUGGAGCACUUAUAGAUAUUUUAAGACAUGGCAACUCAAUAGCAUACACUUAACUUUAUGUUAUUUCGAUUGGGGAGGGGAUUAAAGCACUGAAAACUGUUACCAUAGUAAUUUUAGCUUGCCUGAAGAGUUGUACACAUAUAUAUGUAUGUGCUUCUUAGAAAUCACCUGAGGAAAGUUAAUUACAAGUUUGAUUUUAGAUUGGACUAGAAUUUUAACACUCCCAGUUUCCCAAUUUAACUUGUAUUGUGCUCAUUCAUUAUGUUACUAAUUAAUCUUAAGAAGCAAUGCAUUUCUAACAGGGGAAAAACUUCAACUCCACAUUACAGAUUCUUUUUAUAGGCAUGGGGAUUUUUGUAUUUUUAGUAAGAUUGUUCCAAGUUGCCACAAAACGAUUUUGCUGAUUCAGUUAAACUUAGUCAUGACUUAGCCUCAUUGAAGCCAGUGGAACAAGUUAGACACAACUCAGGACCAAAACAGAUGCAAUGGGGCCAGCCAGGCUUGUUCACAUAUUUCUAUCACAUACACACUUUUAACAUCAAGAGAAAAAUGUGGGUGGGGGAAUGAACACUUUAUCUCCCUUGCUCCGGAUGCUAUUCUUUCUAUCUUGGCUUUCCAAAUUGAAGCUAGGGUGGGAGAAAAGUGUCUGAAAUUAGGUAAGGUGGGGAGAGGGCAGGAUGUUGUUACUAAGGGAAGAUUUUUGCAAAUUGCAAACCAUGAAUGAGCAGUGAGAAAUCAUUCUCCCCUUUCACAUAGCAGUUCCCUCCUCUGAUCCUGAUUUGAGGCAAACCAUGUUUUACUGUUUGUCUGAAAUGGCACACUAGAGCUUUUGCUUACACUACAUACCAUAGUGUGCUGGUUCAGAUAAAACAGCAGGCUGCAUGGGGGAUUGCAUGGGAGCCUUAGGUGUAAUAUCAAGGCAUUAUGUCUGAACAAUCUCUUUGUUGCUGCAUUUUACGUCAACAGAGAUUUUUUUCUUUGGUUAAGUGCAAUUAAAAUAAAUGGUGCCACAUUAAGUUAUGCCUUUGUGGGGUUUAUUUUUCUAGCGGUGGAUGUCCGAGAAGUUCAUUUUUGAGGGCUUGAGGGAGUUGGAACUGUUUGGAGGUAAGUGCUUUAAAUGAAUCGAUUAUUUCCUUAGCUGUGCUCCAUGUUUCUCAGUGCUGUGAAAGUAAGUUAAAUACUUGACAGCACAUCUGUAGGUGUAAUUUCAGUUCUGAUCCUGGAGGAACCUCACAAAGACAAAUGGUGAGGGGGAAGAUGUGGCUCUUGGCUUAAUUUCAUGCGACCCACAGAGACAGGGUUGUACAGAGAGAGAGCUAUAUAAUCCUACCGUGAUAGAAAUGCUGCUCAGUUGGCUUUGGCUCACAGUUGGGUUUUCACAUGGGGCAAAGACAAUAGGACAAAGGUUCUCUGCUCCUAGUUUACAAAAUCUGUCCACUGUUUCAUGAGUUGCAGUACCCACUAGGAGUUUCUCUAAUGUGGAUUGUGCUCUUACCAUUUAUUUUGACUAGAUUUCAGUGAGAGACAUUUCCAGUGACUCUAAUACAUUGGUUUGAAACUGUACCUGUUCAUAGGAACAUUAAGAGAUUUCCACCACAAAUUCUGCUUAAAUACUCAAGCCUUAAGCGGCUAUAAUUAACCAGAUAUGUCCCUCAUUCCAUUCUGCAGUAACAAAAUUCUGGGUUAGAAAUUAAAAUGUAUUCUUUGAGCCAAUUCCAGUGUUCCAUGAGCAUGAGAUUAGAGACCUCCCAAGCCAAGCAAAUACCCUUUCAGAACGAAUGUGCCAGAUUGCUUGUUUGGAAAGCUAACAUAUCAAGGGAAAGGCUGGAGUAGAAGUCUUCUUGAUAUGUAAGCUUUGCCCAUGCAGGCAGAAUUUUAACAUAGGGAACUUUCAAACUAGCAAUUGCUUGUUCCCAGACUUAUCAACAAAUUAAACAUUAACAUCACUGGGUCUGGAGAGCAUCCAUCAAAUAAAUCUAAAAGUACUCAACUGUGAAAUUGCUGAACUUUAAACAAAAAAUACAUAACGCCUCUAAAAGCUGCCUUCAUGCCAGGUGAUUGGAAAGUAUUUUGAAUUGCAUCUCAUUGCAACUUACAAAAAGUCUCUAAAUAGUAAUGGCUUGACAAGGGAGCCCUAGUGAGUCAUUGUCUGAAUCUGUCCCAGGUCUCUGAAAUUUUAGGGUGACAAGUUGUCUACUAUGUCAUGUUGCUUCUUUCAUGGGUUUUGAGCCUCAUGUGAACCCUCUCCCUUUUUCCUCUUUUGUUUUUUUUUUUUUGCAUUUGCACCCAGGUCUGAUUUGAAGGCCAUCUUUUGAGCUGCCCUCCUUUAAGCUAGUCAUAAUUUGACUUUAGGGCAGAUGGCUUAUCUGCAUAAUGAGCUUUGGGGUUUUUUUAUUAGAUAUCAGUACAAAACAUCUAUUUGCACUUAAUCUGCCCUGACUUCUGAAUUCGGCCAUCCAAACUUAAUUUUUCUCCAGUAUUCUUAUCACUGGUUCAGUAGGUUCUUUCCCUCCCCAUAUCUUUUAGCACUUGACUAUUUAAAGUGAUUUAUCUACAAAAAGCAGAUUCAGAUGUGCUUGUGGAUUGUAAAAUCCUCAAAUUUAAAGUAAACUCAUUGAAAUGGAUGCGCUUGAAAAAUCCAUUGAUUUCCAUAUGCCAACUGUGAGUAAGCCUGUAUAAGCUAGUUCAGAACUGGCUCCUGGCUCCAGUUUUGCAGUCCUCAUAUUUCCCUCUUGCUUGGCUGUGGUUGGGUUGUUGAGGCUCCAACUCACAAUGCUGGAGCCUCAAAGCAUGGAUCUCAAACUAUUUCUUUUUUUCCCUGUGAUGGAGAAUUGGACACUAUACAAAUGGCGUUAUGCCUCUUGAGGGAAGGGAAGUGUAGCUUGAAGUCUCUCUCAGUUUAAAGCUGUUUAUGUGGAUAAGUUUUAGGGGAACAAAAUAGCAUAAAUCAGAUCCCCCAAACCAGCAAGGAAUUACUAUUUUUGUCCAGUAGGAGUGGUCAGAAUGACGCUAGUGUAGGUUAUGAUGCCCUUUUGAGGUUAUUUGAAUAUCUCUUGUAAAUGAAUUGAUUCUGGUUUUGUUCUUGAUGGGUAUCUAUUUAAGAAAACACAGUUGAAUGAAUGAUUGAUUUCUUUACUCCAGAGCAGCCUCCGGGUGACUCUCGGAGAAAAGUAAGUGACCUUUGUAGGCUGUGGUGCUGUGGCCUAUUGCAUGGAGAUUUGUGGACAUUAUGACAUUUUUUUCCAUUUUGCCUUAUUUAUACAUCUAAUAUUUUCAGCUCUACAUUUGUGGGAACAAGGUUUCAACCUGGAAAUAAGAUUUUGGUGUGUGGCAUAUAGAUUUAUUUUAGCCUUAAAUCCUGGAUUUUAAAUGGUUGUUCUCACUAGUAAUGUAAAAUUAUAUGGCUGUUCAGCUGAUCUUUUAUUUUUUAAAAAACAAAACGAUAAAAUGCCUGUUUAAAAAGAAAAUCUGGAAGUGAGAUAGUUGAACAGCUAUUAAAAAAUAUUUGAAACCACCCGUUUUCUCAGCCUAUGCUCAAAUUCAAGAGUUAAUGGCCUGCCAAAACUCUCAGUUUGCACUAUCUUAUCACAAUUGUGGCCAGAGCUGGAAAAAUCCCAGGGACCUGGCCAACUUGCCGACACCUAGGAUUAUUACUUUUCCAUAUCAAUGUGAAUAUGAGGAACAUCUAGUAGUCCACAGCUACCUUCCUAUCCCUAGUUACCUAGACGAAAGCCCCACUGUAUAGGAUUACAGUGUAAAACUAAUAAUUGCCUUCCUGACUGCAACACACACAUACCAUUUAUUGAACUGUUGUGAUGUCAUGGAACGUUCAUAAAUAUUCUAGCUUUUCAGGGUAUAUACAUCAGCAUUUACAACCUUGCAACAAUGUGCAGCUUCUGUGAGAGAAAUGAAAGGUCAUUUUCACUGGGGAAAAUCAUGUCAUGUAGGAACAAGAGGAAAGGAAGCUGAGGCCUGUGAAAAGGGCCCAGAAAGUUGGGAAGUUAUGACACAUGUAAUUGGUAGCCAGAGUAGCUAAUGAACUGGAGCAGAGUAGGCAGUGAGCUGAGAAACAAAAUCAUAGGUGGUGCAGGUUUGAGGAAAAUAAGACAAGAGUUGACAGGAAGCUAAGGUAAGGAAGGGCCAAUGAGAAAAGGGGAAUGAGGGAUGUAUUUUACAUGAUCUAGCAGUAGAAGGGGCUAUACUGUUGACAGGGAGAGAAGGAAAGAUAAAGCAGUCAGGCAGGCUGAAAGCUGAGUGAGGAUAAAGCAGAGAGAGAUAUUGGCUGAAGUAGGCAAGGCAGACUGGGCAGUGGAAAAAAAUGGUAGAAUCUUAGCAUAUGAAGGCUAGUGAAGGCUAAGAACUAGAUAAAAUGAAGCUGGGAAAAUCUCACAUGGGAGUCUAGGGAUGGGGUGCUUGUGUUAUACUGGUAUGGAGAGAAUGAACAAGGUAGUAUUUGGGGGGUUGUGGGCCAAGGGUGCUAAAGAGAUUGAUUGGGAGAAGAGACUGGAGUAGGUGGUCAAAUCUUGAGUUGCUAAUUUGUACACAAGAUUCUUUUUCCAGUCUUGGCUCUGUUUUUUCCAGUCACACUAGUAAAAGUACAUCUGAUUUUUCCAAACACAUUUUAUUAAAAUAUAGGUCCAGCUAAAUUUAAGUAUCCAAAAAGCCAUCUGUUUAGAGGCUAGAGUAUUUUAUAAAUUCAGAAGCAGAAGGGUUUUUUCUUUCCUGUUUUCUAAAUUUUUGCCAUUUACACCAAAAGAGGUCCUGUGUUGAAACCCUUGCGGGCAGCUGUAUUUGUUUUUCUUGCAGGGGCUUUUUGUGUGCUGUACUUCACAAGUAGCAUUUUAAUUUAAGCUUUUUUACUUGUUUAUAAAAUACCAAGUUCAGUAGAGUUCCUCUGCAUGGAUAGAAUUUUUCAACCAGUUGCUGUUUCUGCGUGGAGAUGUAGAAAAUACCUUAAGAAGUUUUGGAAGAGGGGGAGGAAAUGUCAUAAUAAACUGUUCUGGGGGAGGGGAUCUUGAUGUGUAAAAAUAGCAGAUUAGCUAUUUUUUACAGUACAAAACUUUAUGCUUUACUAACAUAACUGCCUUCAUCUUAAAAGAGUUUUAGGCUGCAGUCAUAAGCACACUUGCCUGAGAGUAAGCCCCACUGAAUUCUGUAGGACUUCCUUCUGAGUAAACAAAAUUAAGGUUGCACUCUUAGACACACAGCUGCCAUUAUGCCAAAGUCUGACUUUCCCUGUUCGUUUUUCAUUUCCAGUAUCUGAGUUUCUCUGCAGGUUCUCUGUUUUUAUUAUUACAGGCAUUUUCCCAUUUAUGAAGUGCAUUCAGUGUGCAUUGUGCUUUUCAGACAAUUGAAGCGCAAAUAAGGGAAGUGAAUAAAAAACAAUGGUUUCUCAGUAAGAUUGCGAAGGAAAUACAAUGACUGUCCUUUUGGAAGCUGUGGUAGGAACAUAUAAACCAUUAAUCAAUCUAGCUUAAGAGCCUUAUUUGACUGACAGUGGCUCUCCACAUUUCAGUCAGAAGUCUUUCCUAGCCCUGUUUAUUUUUUCUUUUAGUUAGAGGAGCUGAAGAUUGAACUUGAGAUAUUAUGGUACUUCCUGUAGGGCGGAAAGUAGUGAGAGGAAGUUUUGAAGUUGCAUGGCACUUCUAAACGCAGAUUUCAAAUCUACAUGUUUGCAUCUGAAAAUUGUAAAUUUCUUGGAUUUUGCUUUUUUGUGUGCUGGGUUUGAGGAGGCAGGCCACAAGAGUGUUCUGGGAGGGAAUUUGAUUAUAUGAGGUAGCAAACGAGACCAUACAUCAUAAGCUGUGAGAGCAGUGACAUUUUUGAACUCUGAGCAUGAUCCUAUACAUGCCCCCUAAAAAGUAAGUUCCACUGAGUUCAUUGGGACUUGUGUAUAGGAUUGUAUCCUAAGGUUACAAAAGGCUAUAAAUGAUAUUUUGGAGAGAUUCUCCAGCAUACAAACCACAUCCUUGCAAUUUGAGUACUGUGUAUUCAAAACUGUCAUACAGAAAAGCUAACCCUGUCCUGUUAGUCUCUUGCAUCUUACUCUUUUCUUUUCCAGACCAAUGA
Messenger RNA from Podarcis lilfordi (Lilford's wall lizard), 53530 nucleotides. NCBI's taxonomy places the organism in Eukaryota, Metazoa, Chordata, Lepidosauria, Squamata, Lacertidae. The record is from the annotation of a GenBank genome assembly.